GUCCAGCGCGCUCCUUUGCCGAGAGGCAGGGGCCUCCCUCUCGCGGCUGCCUCAGUUCCGCGCUCCGUGCUCGAGUAAGCAGUUGUCCUCCGCUUCCGAGUGCCAGGCGCCGCCGUCGCCGCCUCUGAGGGGAGAGAGGGAGGGAGGAGGGGAGAGAGGGAGCGAAGUGUCAUCAUUCCUAUGAAUUGGCUGGGCGGCCACAGCGAUAACAGCAGCGCCGCUCCGCCUUCCUCUCGCCGGAUACCUGAGGGCAGGCGGCAGCGCCGGCGUCAAAUGGGCAGCGGCGACAGCAGCCGCACCAGCCGAGGGGGCGGCGGCGGCAGGAGCUGACAGAGCCGCAAACACACCUCGGGUCCGAACUUCCCUCGUCGGGCAAAAGGCAGCCGCUUCCCGUGAGGGGAGAACUCGCGGAGGAGGCGGCGGCGGCGGCGGCCGAGCAAAACUUCCUGCCGCCGAAGAGGACGAAGAAAGUUGCCGCCGGCAGCCGAGGGCAGGAAGCGCGGGCUGGUCCCGCCGGCCCGCUCUGGCUGUGACGGCGCCCGCCGCGGCUGUGGCGGUUUGGUGACGACGGGUUGCCCCGCGGGCGCCGCCGGCCUACAGGGGGCGCUGAGUCCCGGAGCCCCGCGCGAUGCCCGCCGUCAGCCUGUUGCCGCUCUUCGGCAGCCCCGCCGGCCCGGGCGCCCUGGGCGGCCCUCUGGGCGGAGGUCCCUUGGGCGGGCCCGGAGGCAGGAAAGCCCCCGGCCCCAGCGGCGCGUUCCGCCUGACGGAGAAGUUCGUGCUGCUGCUGGUCUUCAGCGCCUUCAUCACGCUCUGCUUCGGGGCCAUCUUCUUCCUGCCGGACUCCCCCAAGCUGCUCAGCGGCGUCUUCUUCCACUCCAGCAGCAACCUCCAGCAGCAGCCGCCGCCGCCGCCCCCGGCGCACGGGGAACACCAGCGCCCGCCGCAGCCGCCCGGAGCCGGGAGUAGUAGCAGCGGCUAUGGGGCCGGCGCCGCUGCCGCUGUUGCAGAGGAAGCCGCGGAGAACUUGGCCAAGAUCCGCGAGGACCACGAGCGAGCUUUGCGGGAGGCGAAAGAAACCCUCCAGAAGCUGCCCGACGAGAUCCGCAGGGACAUCCACCAGGACAAGGCGAAGUUUCUGCUGCAGGACAAGCUGGGCAGGAGGGAGGCGGGGGCCGCCGGGCUGCCGGACUUGCCGUUCCGCAAACCCGUCGGGGCCGUGGGAGGGGAACCGACCGACCCCGCCAUCCGGAAGAAAAGGGAGAAGAUCAAAGAGGUGGGUGACUCCUUCAAAGCAGCUUCCCACCUCCCGCAAAUAAUAAUAACAAUGAUAAUACAGAAAUUAACUUCCUUCCCUACGAUCCCGAAAAGUCACCCUCUCGCUUUUGUGUGGCUCGGGCUUGUGUUCUUCUUGGGUACUCUCUCCGCCACCUUGGCGACCCUCCCUCCCAUUUUUUCCUGCAAUAAUUUCAUUGUUGUCGUUGUCGGGCACGGUCCUGUGUGAGGAGGAGGAGGAGGGCUUUUGACGUAAGGAGGAACUUCUAAUGUGGAAAAGACACGUUUCAUUCAAAAUAGUUUAAGCGCUUCUGGUUUUCUUCGAGCUCACGGGAUGAUGAUUUAAAUAGGCUACGUCAGCUCUCCGAUCUUAUCUGAAGCUCAGCUUUCUCUUGUGUUGGCUUGAAUCUUAUGUCUUGUCUCGAGAUGUGUGUGUGUGUGUGUUUGCUUGUAGGGGUGUAUUUUGUGCCAGAGUACAUUUCUGCUUAAGUGCUACUUGAGAUUUCAGCGUUCAAAAGAAAAAUCUAGCAGGCGUGCUGGACAACAGAACAAAUCCUGACGAUAUUAUGUAAUUUUCUAAACUAAAUACAUCUGUGUUACGUAACUUCCUAAACUAAAUUUGUCUAACUUUUCAAGUCAGAUCGCUAAGAGGGCUUAAAAGUUAACUCCAGUAUUUUGCUUAGUAGCUGAAGUAACUGUCAUAAAGCAUUUUAAUGACUGAUGGACGUCCUUAACUGUCAGUAUAUUAGUGAUUGCCUGGUUAAAUGUGCAAUUUUGUCUUCAUCCAUCAGCCGAUUUUACAAUGUUCAGAUUUCUCCCUGCUCAUCUGCUUUGUCAGUGUUACUGGAAGUUUUCCACAUGUGCAAUAUUUUCCUACUGUUUGGGAAAAGUUGGGAGGAAUUGUACUAUUACUGUAAUUGAGGCCAUAUGUUGGAGAAAUUAUAGGAUUAUAUUGAUACCACUUCUUAAACAUCAUGCUUUAUGGAUAAUACACUUCAUUGUUCACUUGGAUCUUGUUAAACUUUUAAAACAUAGUAACAGUUGAAAAAUGGUCCUGCUUGUGAGGCACUUCUAUUAAUCAUGAAACACACAGAGAUGUAGCAAUCCUAUGCAUACCCUGUGGGCAAAAUGGCAUUCAUUUUCUUGCACCCUAAUUCUUCAUGGGACUAACUUGCCCAUAAGAAUUGUUUAAUAUGUGAAGUGGCCCACAUAAUGUCUUUCGUGUUCUUGCCCAAACUUUUGAUUAGUGCACAAACAAGUUUAAAAAACCCACAUACACAGACACUUUAUUGAACACCUAAGUUACUAAGUGUGUGUCCAUAUGUGCUUUUAAGUAACUGCCCUAUUCCUGGUGAAAGUCUUAGUACUACUGCUACUACUACUACUACCAAUAAUAAAAAGCUGGUAUCAGAGAAGACUUGGGUGAAAAUCUUGGGUAGGCAUACCUAACAUCAGUACAGUAACUGAUUGCUAAUGAGUGGCUAUGUACAUUGCUUUUGACUUGGUGCAGUAUGAGACUUUUGAAAUAGAUAACUCUGAAAAUGUUCAGAUGACUGUACCAAUAGUGAUUGCUACAGACCAGCUGUAAUUGUGUGUAUGCCUGCUAAGAAUUAAUUUUUUUACAAUGUUGAAUUGCUUGAAUUCCCAGUCUAAAUCCCAGGUUGAAUCACUCAGUAAAUCAUCUAAUUAAAUUUGAGAUCAAAGCUGCUACUGUUAUCAGUGACUAUUUGGCUGACACAUCAGGCUUGUAAUUACAGGAGUCUGAUUUUGUGGGUCUGUGAUUUUUACCUGUGCUGCGUGUUUCUAUGAUAAGGGCAAAGUGGUAGUUCAAGUUCCUAUAUCAAAUGCUUGGUGAAAUAAGCUUAAGUUUGUUUUAGAAGUUUUUUGUUUCAAUAAAAAGGGGACACACAGUGAUACAUUGUCAUAUCUGUUGUGGUUCCCUUGGUUUCUGUUUAAAGUUUUGUACACCUUUUAAACUAAAUCUUAUGAACAGAUGGCAGUUAAGCAAAACAAGCCAUCACCAUCUUAGGAAUGUGUUAACAAAUCUUUUGAUGCUCUGGCCUGCAUCUUAAGAAGCUACUGUAAUAUUUCUUUAUCAAGCAUUUUCCCAGGAACUACUAGGAUCAUGUAUUCAAUUAGAUACUGUGUGGGCAAGUGGUAUGGUCACUGUCAUAUUUGCAGUAAGUGAAAAACAGUAGGGAGAAAGGCAGCAGUGGUACAAAAUCACAUUGUUGACCAUGGAUUGUGACAGAACCAUGUCUGUCCUAUUAAAGUGACAGUAGCUUCCCAGGUGUACGCUACCUGGGAAAGCAGUUAAUUUGCCUGCUAGCUUUCUUAGGUAGUUCAGCUUACAAUGUUCUAUGCACCUUUUCAGGUCAAUCACACUGAAUUUCAAUGAGGCUUCCUAGUAAAUGUAAAACAAGGAUUCUGUCACAUGUAGGGUAGGCUAUGGUACAUAGUCGGCUGCUUCCACAGGAGAACUUCUUUAUUGGUCAGUCCUAAGUCUGAAAGUAAGGGCUGUGUAUGGAAGGGGAUCAUGUUUUGGAUUCAGAAGGCUUCAAGUUCAGUCAUACUGAGUUCAAUGGAAUAUUUCUAAGUAUAUGUGCCUAGGCUGAAUUUUUGUGUGUAUCUUACUUGCAGCAAUCAUAAGUAGCAUUGUCUUGUUAAUCUAGUAAACUGCAGUUCCCCUCAUUAGAAUUUCUUUCAUUGGUUAUUAUCAACUGUUCAUAGUUAUGUGCAUCACAGUCCUCUUAUCUAGUAACAGGAAACUAUUUUUGUAUCCUGUAUAACCCCUUCCUGUUGCCUCAAAGCUAACAUCAUAUUUGCAGAGGAGGCCUUCAGAUUCAUUUUUUCUUUUCUUUUUAGAACCUGGCUGUUAAUGUAUUAAAGCUUUUCUCUUGUGCCUAUUACAAUAUUAAGAUGCUUUGUUGGAUUUAUAUCUGUCCAAGAAUUACAUAAGUUUCUGGGAUUUGUAUAGUGUGCUGCAGGCAAAAACCUGGUCGGGCAUGAUGCCCAAUUCAUGCAGGCUGACGUGGACAUCUGCAACUUUUCACCUUUCUUUUGAAUAUUGCAAACUGGUUUUAUGAUUCAGUUGUAUGAAAUUUGUGUACAUAUAGCUGCAUCAACUAGUGCUGCUAUAUAUUGACUUUGUUGGUGACGACUGCUACUUUCCCAAAUACAUGGUGUUAGCACUUGAAACUAUAUCUUGACUCAAGCCAAAAUGAAAGUAUCAUGACAGCCUUACUUUGUCUGUGUUCGCUUGGCAAUACUCAUGGAUUUCAAUGGGUCUUCCUUGUAAGUGUGUUAGAAUGUAGCCAAAGUGCAGUGUUGUAAAUUGCACCAUUGAAAUAAUAGAUAAGUGGUGUUGGCAGCAAAACUUACUAGAGAAGUAUUCUUUGGUUACAUAUAUGGCAAACACAUUGAUAAAUGCUGAUGGAAAGUCUUAGUGAAGUUGGUAGGCUGGCUUCCACAAGUAAUGUGUGUUAAUGCCAUAUGUAUGUGGUGCGUGCAACUGCUUCAUAACAGCAAAGCAAAUCUUUUUAAACUUGCUUUUUAAGGAUUACAGUUUUGGCAACUCACAACUUGAUUUUAAUGGGCUGUUCAUUUAAUGUGCUUGGAAUUACAAAUGGAAGUAAAUUGUAGCUUAUUCUAGAGGAAAUAAAAGGAAAUGGAAUUUGAGCAACUAACUUUGUAAUGAGAGCUGAUGUGUUGUGAUCAGAGCAAAAUGGAUUCAGUGUUGUUUGAGUAGGUUUGGUAUCGUAACUUGUAAGAUAAAUUAUAUUUUGGUUAGGCUGUUCCAACAACAGUGGCUCAUUGCAGAUCACCAGGAAUAAUAUCUAAACACUUCACGUUGCUUUUAAUCUCAUUAGCGUUGAGGAAUAUCACGGCUCUUAUAGAACAAGACUAAAAUCUUAUUACAGUUCAUUGGAAGCAAGUUCCAUUGUACUUGCAGGGACUUACUUUUGAGUAGGUAAGCAUAGGAAUGAACUGUACUUGUUUCCUGAAUUUUAUGUGUUCUCAAGAUUGUUUGUUUACCCCCUCCAAACAAUAAAUAAGUUGUAUGGUCCAAAUUUGCAACACAGUUUAGGACAGAGGUCUAGUGUCUUUAAGGGUUGAAUAAAAGUGUUAAACUAUUUAUGUAAGGCAUAAGAACUGUAUCUUACAUUGAAUCUAGCAGCCUUAGGGCCCUUAAUUAAAGAAAGCAAAACUUUGCAUUGGAGGCAAUUGACAGUGGUUUAGUAUUUCACUGACUAAAAUUCACAUGGAGACAUGUGAUUAAACUUUCCUGACACUGCUUUUUUAGCUCUACCUUUGAUAAUUGCUGAAUAAUUAUUAAAAUAUAGCUUUGCUAGUUCUGUUGUAUAAAAAGAAGAGUAGGGCUGGCUUAUGUGGUUCUCGUUCUCCACCCAUCUGUAGCUCUGAGAAAUGCACUCCAUAUGUAGCCUUUCAAGAUUAAAAGUAAAAGUUUCACUAUGAAUAUCACUGUUAGUUUAACAUUAUAAUUAAUACAUUUAUCUUGGUAAAACAUGUUCCAUCUUUGAAACUUAGAUCUAUUUGCACUUGCUAAAGUAAUUCUGAAUAGUUUGCAAAUUGUGCUGGACCAAGUAAAGUUUCAGUGAGAGUACUAUCGUUGGAACUUAGCAGAAAUCUCCCAGGUCAAAUGCAUGACAUAACUAUGCUGACAGAGCUUUAGUUUUUCACUUAAAAUAAAUCCAUGGUUACUAUACUAUAAUAAAAUUUAGUUUUUAAAAUGUAGGGUUUUUUAGUCAUAAUUGUUUUUAAUAAACUUUGUGAAGGAGACCUGGAACCUAGUCACUUUCUUCCACAAGUCAUGUCUUUGCUGCUUGUGGGGAAACUACCCAUAUGUCCUUUCUUCUACCUGUGACAGUGCAAAAUCUGAUGAUCCCAAGACGCUGACUACUCGGUUUACUUAUGUCUUGCUCCACAAAAAUAUUCUUCCCAUUUGGAUAUGAGCAUGGAAUUGCUAUUGAUCAUUGUGCCUUAUCAAAAUAAUAUACAAAAAUUCUAAACAUAAACAAAAUUGCAAGUGGCAAGAUUUGAAAAGGAAGUGCAUAGAGGAUAUUUAAUAUUUUUUAUUUAGUUAUUCUACAGGACUCUCUUAUGUUAUUCCAUCAGGGUUCUAUAGAAACACAAUCCCUUACAAUGUCAUCUUCUCCAACUUAAAGUAUCAACAAGUAUAGAUGGUCACAACAUCCAAAUUUGUAGUGAUGUGGCUGAUAAUGUAUUUUGUAAACUUCAUUCGUAUACAAAAUAACCACCAAAUAACAUAAAAGGAGUCAGUUCACCCCUCCUUCCUUUCAUCUCUAUUACAUUAUUGGUUGCUUUCUCAGCUAUAGACGACCUCCAUAUGUUUCCUAUUAUAUCAUAGGUCUACUCCCAAACCAGUAUUCUCAUAGCUGUGUUCAGUAGUUCGGCCAGAAUUGUAGCUCUGUGAGAGGUAAAUAUAGUUCCCAGGAUGUUUUCCAUCUUAAUAAAGUACUGCAUUCACAUUUGAGCUAGUUUUGAUAACUUGCUGACUUUAAUAAUUUUGAUAACUUGCUGACUUUAAUAAUGCCUGGGGAGGCAUUAUUCAAUGGUGUAAUUGCAUCAGCUUACCUGGGCUGGAAAGACAUCCCAAAAAUGACUUGGAAAAAGCAGGAAUUUGAAAUUGUAUCUUUAGGAACAUUUGGGAGUGGACUUCAAGUUCCCCUUUCUUUUAAAAAAAAUAUGUUUGCUUGCAAAUAGUGCAGUCCUAAUUAUAAUUCAGAAAUUAUUCAGAAAUUAUUGCAAAAAGACCUGAGUAUGUUUAUAUUUAUGGUCUUAGUGUAGGAUUUCACACCACUGCAGUAGCACAGCUGAAAGAGUUUGUGAUUUUACCAGAUGGACUUGCAGAGCUGGAAAAAAGUGUGUGUGUGAACAUGCAGAAAAAGAAGCAUUAAGGGUUGUGAGUAUGGGUUGUUCAGUAAAGAUAUGGAAAGUGUUGGGGCCAUGCAGUGCUGUUCUGAAAUAAAUGCACUUUCUUCAAGUAGGUAGAAGUUGCAGAUGAUAGCAAGACACAGAAAUAAAAUGCCGAAACAGAAUAGCCACUGCUGGACAACAGUGUAUUUGAUAGAGGAGGAGCAUCCUCAAUCUGUCUCUCUGUCCAGACACCAGGGGCAGACUCUUAAAGUUUAUCCCAGCAUCAAGAGGUUUUGCGGUGAAGAAGAGAGAGGCACAGCUGAGUUAGGUUAGGUCCACCCAGCUUACGCAUCCAAGUUUCAGUAAUACAUGGCAGGUCAGCCAGUUUGAUUGUGGAUGAGCGUGGUCUUAUUAUAAACUGAUCUGACAUUCAUUAAUAGUACCAUCAGACCAGAAGACUCGGUGGAUAAUCUACCAGUAACUUCUGGAAAAGUGGGAGGGCUGAAAUGGGAGACAGGGUAUGCAUUCUAGACCUCUGCCCCAGAUGGUCAGCUCCUCCAUUCAUACCUUGCCCUACUCACCAACACUGACAUCAGGGUAGCAUCUUCUUAACUCGCUGUUACCUGCUCGCCUAGACACAUCUUAGGACUAUCAUCAUAUAGUUGACAGGGCCACAGAUAGUAGACUAAGUAAGGCCCAGUAGUGGACAAAUCCCAUGCUGUCAGUGAGAACACAACUACAGCAUUUGUCCCCCUGUUUCUCACUCAAGGGAAACAACACCAAACCAAACUUCCCCUCUCCCAGGGUCUCACAGGCCUGUCACCCACAGUACCUGGCCUACAAUUCUGUAUCCUGACGCACCCAUACUCCUAUAACUCCUGCAAGUGGAAAUCCCCUUUGGUGUUAAACCUGCUGCCUGCAGCAAGAUUUGCCUUUGUGAGAAGAUGUGCUCUGGAUCACAUCCCAGCUCAUCUAGUCAGUCAGCAACCAAACAACACUGCACUCUGCUGUCAGCCAAAAAAACCUCUUGCAGGCAGGAAUCACACCAAGAAGGAAACUCUCAGACUGAUGCAGGUAAAACACUACUGUCUUGCCUCCUGCGAUUGCAGAUCAGACUAUAAAUGCAGUAUAGAAGAGUGUAUGUAUGUGCAUAUAUAAGAAGAGUGUGAUUGUGUGUACAUGUGAACUUACCUCAGUACAGUUGAGCAACCCUGGUUGUAUUUGUGCUUAUCUUGAAAAUGAAGAAUAGACUUAGGUCAAAGUUUAAUUGGUUAGUGGAUCACAUCAUAAUCUAUAAAACACACACACACCAGAAUGGUUUCUCUUCUUACAAUCUAGUACUUGACUAUUAGCAUAUGUGGAAAGCCGGUUUCAGUCUGUUUCAUGUUUGACAGGUAUAAAUUUGGCACUUGGCUAUGAACAUCUGGUACACUAAUAAGGACCAAUAAUUCUGUUAACAUGGGGGUGCUCACCUCACAUGUGGUCCAGGUCCAGUUUUGGGUUUUGUUUCAAGGGCUUAUGGUGGAAGAUUGGCAUUAGAAUGUGUAUUGUAGAUAAGCAGCACUUUAUUAAAGUAUUUCAGGUGUUUUACUGACAUACAAUUCUGAGAUGAGAGAAAACUAAAUAGUCAGAACACUUGAAAUAUGAAAUCUCAACCAAAAUAAGGAGCAACACUACUGUGUUUUAAAAUUACUGAUUUUAUAUAUACAGUGGUACCUCGGGUUAAGUACUUAAUUCGUUCCGGAGGUCCGUACUUAACCUGAAGCACCACUUCAGCUAAUGGGGCCUCCUGCUGCCGCCGCGCUGCCGGAACACGAUUUCUGUUCUCAUCCUGAAGCAAAGUUCUUAACCCAAGGUACUAUUUCUGGGUUAGCGGAGUCUGUAACCUGAAGCGUAUGUAACCUGAGGUACCACUGUAUAUAUUUAUAAAUAUGUAACUUGCUUUUAAUAUUUUUACUGGCAUUUUUAAUGAAUGCUUUAGAUUGUCUACUAUUAAACCACUUAGACAGGGGGUGUAUUCAUACACACACACACACACACACACACACAAACAAACAAACAAACACAACAUAGAAUAGCAAGAGAACAAGCAAUAAUGAAAAUUUAAGUUUUCACCAGGUUUUGUUGUUGGCUAAAAUGGUUUAGAAAGAACUCUGUCCAAAUGAGGAGCAGCAGAUAACUUUGGAGAGUAAUUAAGAAGAAAAAAGCAAGGGCUGCCAAAUGACAGUGUGUUCACAUUGUCACCUUAGAGUGCAGUAAGGUUGUCCUCCCCACCUUGUCCACUUUACAGCUUCCCCUCCUCCCAGUUGUUCACAUCAGCACAGCUUUAUUAGUGUCGGGUUUGUUUUUGUUUGUGUAUAUACCAAGCAGUGUUGAGGGGACACGGAUGCCUUUACUCUAUGCAAAGGUAUUUACAUAUUGGCUAGAGACAAGUAAAAGCAACUUAAAGACUCCAAGCGGUGUGAAGCUGGUUUGACAAGUUACAACAGAACAUAUGGAAAAUAUAAACAAACAAACAACUAAACAUGCAACUAGACAUAUGGGAAAGCUUUCAGACAGUAAGAGCUGUUAGUGGAAUUGUCUCCCUCAGGAGGUUGUGGACUUAGGUGUUUUUAGCUGAAGAUUCCUGCAUUGCAAGGGAUUGGAGUAGAUGACCCCUGGGGUCCCUUCCAACUCUACAAUUCUAUCAUCCUAUGAUUCUAACAACUCAUCAGGCUGUAGUAUUUUAUAGCAAAGUGCAGACUUGAUCUGCAUUUUGGAUAACGUCAAAUAAACAGGGAUGAAAACGCAGCACUGAAAAUGCAUUGAGUGCACUGUAAAUGGGAAUGUGAGCACAGUCUGAGUGAACACAGUUGUUCCUGCCUUCCCCGUUAUCAGAUUUGUCAGACCAGACAGAAGCAUAUCUUCCACUAUUUUUCAUAAGAUGGCACUCAUAGUGUUAAAAUUAGCCAUACCAAGGAACAUCCACAUUUAAAACUAUCAAGGGGCAGCGGAAAGUGGGAAAUCUAUUUCUAAUUCUACUGCCUUUCCUCCUUUUACAACCUUUCCUUCACAUGAUUGGUCUAAGCACCACUGAUCACAUCAAACAAAAAUGUCAAGAAUAAUGCUUCCUCCCCGAAGAUCUGUCUGCUCUCUCCCUCAACAUAUGGAUUGGCUAUUGUAUUGCUUUCAAAAACUGGGCUGUGAUACAAGUAUACACACCAACCAAAAUAUAGUAGCUUUAUAAAUUAUAUUCUUGACAUUUUUGUUUGAUGUGAUCAGUGGCACUUAGACCAAUCAUGUGAAGGAAAUGUCGUUUUCUGUGAAGUUGUCUUCUUGAAUCUUUUAAGAAAAGCUGCCUAAACUUUUAGAAAGUCUAUUUGAAUGGAAGUUCCAGUGGUACCUUGGUUUACGAACUUAAUCCGUUCCGGAAGUCCAUUCUUAAACCAAAGCGUUCUUAAACCGAAGCGUGCUUUCCCAUAGCAGCGGGGGACUCAAUUUACAAAUGGAACACACUCAACAGGAAGUGAAACAUGUUCUGCUUCCAAGGCAAAGUUCACAAACCAAAACUUCCAGGUUUGCAGCAUUCUUAAUCCAAGUUGUUCAUAAACUAAGCUGUUCUUAAACCAAGGUACCACUGUAUUUACUCAGCUGUUGCUUAGUGGCAACCAUGGCAUGGGGAUGGAACAAAGACUGUGCUGCUGUGGGAGUCCUGUGAAAUAUUAGAACACCAGUCUUUCAUCUAGUAAAUAUGGGAAAGCAUCUAGUUCUUGGGUAGUCCUAUUACAGGAUUUGAUCAUUUAGCAUAUUUCAUAAAACUCCAAUGCUUGCUAGAAUGUAUUCUGCUGUCAUUGAUUUGGUCUUUUCUUUUCUUUUCUUUUCUUUUCUUUUCUUUUCUUUUCUUUUCUUUUCUUUCAAGUUGUUUCAGUCUGCUAGCUUGUAACCAAACUGCAGUCUCUACCAGACAUAUGAUUUAUCUUUCAUAACUUUGUAAGCAUAUGUUGUGGGGGAAUAAAAUAUCUUUUCUGUAGUUCCCAGCUUCAGAAGCCUGUUGUCUUAGAAGGAAAUUCUUAAUUGGAUUAAUAGUCUUUUAGCUAAACUUCUUAAUGAGAAUUAAUGGGUGCGCAUUACAAAUUCCUAAUUAACAAUAGAGAAUGGAAUUGAAUAAAAGACUCCCUACUAUAACUAAAACACCACAACAGCAACUUAAUGUUAAUAAUGCUUUAUGUUAAAGUGGUAUGUCUACAAUACAAUAUGGAUUUAAUUAACCACUGAAUUCAACACAUUGAUUCUCAGUGUACAGUAUAUUUUCUGCUAGCAUUUACUGCAAUGGUUUCUUGCUAAAUCAACAUUAUAAUCCUGCUUUCAUUUCCCACCAGAUGAUGAAACAUGCCUGGGAUAAUUAUAAACAUUACGCAUGGGGAUUAAAUGAACUGAAACCCAUAUCGAAACAAGGACACUCAAGCAAUUUAUUUGGUAAGUAAUAUGUGCUUUUGUACUUAGUGACAUCAUCUGAUUUACUGCUCUGAAGUUAGAGAUUACAUUAGAAGCAUGUGGGCUCUUAGCACAUGUCACAACAGCUGGUUAUCUGUAAAUGGUUGAUUAUUGAAAAUAACCAAAGCAGCAUUGUCUUAUUAGUUUGUUCCCCACUUACAAGGAAGAUCAUACAAGGUAUACUACAGUGUUGCACUCCUUAUAUGGGGAUUUUUAUCCACCAGCAUGACUCCAUAGGGCCCUUGAGUGGCUUCAAGUAUCAAAAAUAAUAAUUUAAAAUGGUAAGGUUAUCAUAUGUUGACUAUGGAACCUGGACAAACUGGUAAAGAUUUUAAGCACUCUUCAAAAUAGGCAUGCUAGCUACGUAAGAAUGGCAAUUAGAAUCAUUCAGUUAAGCUUUUUCUUGUUGUAUUAUCAGCUUUGAACAUCUAUAUCCUUUAUUAAUAGAUGAUAGUUUGCAGUAGGAAUUUCUGGAAUAUUUGAGGGAGCCUUGUUUCUUAAUUUAAGAACUUUCAUAACAGCAACAAAAAUAGCCUUCUUGUCCUGUAGAUCUUUUCUCCUUUAGCUGCUUCUAUUUUGUGCUUAAAAUAGUGGAACCCAAGCUUUUGUUUCAUUUAAUGUGCUUUAGCCAGCCAGAACUCUAACGCGAUAAAUUCAGUUGUCUUUUGGGCUGCAUGUUCAUGGUAAUCUCCAUUUCAUGUUUGGAAACUUCUCUUUAGCUGCUCAGUAGUGAAGUAAAAGAGCCUAAAGUGCAGUAGUGUUUAGAGAGUCAGACAAAGGGCAGGGAUACCAGGUUCAAAUUCCCAUUAGAAUAUAAAGUUUACUAAGUGGUCUUGUGCACUUGGAGCCUAGCUAAUAUCACAGGGUUGUGGUAUGAAAUGGAAGGGGGGCAGGACUACCUUUGAGCUCCUUGGAGGAAAGGCAAAAUAUGAAAGUCAUAGCUGCCAUCAAAAACAGCAGCCCUGUAUCUCCUUCCCUAUAAUGUUGAGGGAAUAGUACAUGCAAUCACCAUCCAGAUUUCCCAGUUCAUGCUCUUUUUACUAUGAUCAUGGAAUUAUUUAUUGCCUUCUAUAACACUGUAUCAAGGCAACGUGUUCCACUUCAUUCAUGAUGAGAGAGGGGGAAAUCUGUUAAAUAUUACCUCGCAUAGGAAUGAGAUAGAGAAAAUGAAAUAUGAGGUUGUUCUUAGUGAAAACAUUUUGCUUGCUGCAAUUCUGCAUGAAGUUUUCUACUCUGGGAAAAAAUCUAGAUGAAAGGCUUUGUUGUAUAGACUAUGUCUUAGCUGCCAUAGUGUACACCUAUGUGCAUUAUGGCAAAUGUUAUGAGAAGCUGAAUAUUUGUUAUGCCACAGUACUUAGAAUAAAUUUAUAUUUCCACUUUUGGAAGAAUUGUUAAAUAUAGUGGAGAGCAAUCUUGGUAGCUGGCUCUUUUGAUUAACAGUUUAAGUUUGUUGCUGCUUCUUUUAAAACUGUGGCCUAAAAAGCCAAGGUUGGAAAGGAAAGGAAACAGCUUUUCUAUGGGGCUUUACAUAUAUUGACCUUGGCACAUGUUAAUAAUUAUUCACUUCUGGCAACAUAGAUUGCAAACUAAACAAAUACCGUCAGGGAAAGGUCUAAUAGCACAGAGAGCAGGUGUAACACCACAUUCUUGCUGAUUCAAUGGUUUAGCCUGGUGUAAUUGAAGAGGCUCUGUUACUUUGUGAGCACCACAGCGCUCAUUGUGGCUGUGUUAUCUGUAGGGUAUGGUAGUGGAUGUAAACUUCACCAUCACCUUUAGGAGCAUCUGUUAAAUCCUUGAUCCAGUGGUAAUUGGGAUACAUCAUCAAUACCCCCAUUUUGGGGAAGGUGCUUGAGAGAGGGUAGUGACAGUUCAAGUACAUGCACUCUUGUAUGAUGCAGAUUAUCUUGAACAUUAUUAGUCUCGGUUGUGAUCUGGUUUUUGGGUCUGAGUUGUCCUCUGUCAUCUUCAUAGAUGACAUUCCUUGGGAGAGGGACAGUGGGAGUGCAAUCAUGUUACUCAUUCUUGAUAUUUCAACAACAUUUGAUGCCAUCAACCAUGACAUCCUUCUGGAUCUCUUCUGUUGGUUGGGAGUUGAAGGCACUGAUCUUCACUGGUUCCACUUCUACCUGCAAGUCCAGAAAGCAGCAAAGGAAACAGCUUAUAUUGUCUACACUGACUGGCAGCAACCCUGCAGCGUUUCAAAUAGGGGAUGUACUUGGCUGUACCUGGAAAUACCAGGGAUUAAACCUAGGACCUUCUGCAUGCAAGGUAGAUGAUCUGCCACUGAGCUCUAGGGACUUUAAAAUGUGCUUGCCCUCUAGUAGUUAGGCUGUGGGGUGCUAUUUUGUCCCCAAUGCUAUUUAUCAUCUAUAUGAAGCUAUUGGGGGUGGCCAUUACAAGAUUUGGAGAACAAUGGCUUCAAUAAGCGGAUGGUUCUAUCUCUCUGUAACGCCCAAGUCAGGAGUCAACAUGCAAGCCCUGAGCUGGUUUCUGGAUGCAAUGGUGGACUGGAUGAGGGCCAGUAAGGUGAGCAUGAAUACUGGCAAGAUGGAGGCACUGUGGAUAGGUAGUCCUCAGGUCCAGAAAAUUUGUCUGGAUGUAGUUUUAUUCCUUCUGAAGGACCAAGCUUGUAGUCAGAAUGUAGUCAUUCAUCUUCAUUACUAGAGGCUCAACUGACUUCAGUAGCUAGCUUUGGUUGGUAUGCCCACUAUGUCUGGUCCUGGGCAAAGAUAAUCUAGCCACAGUGGUCCAUGCAUUGGUAAUCUAAAAAUUUGAUUUCUGCAAGGAUACUAUAUGCAAAAUACUGUGUGUGGUCACAGGGUGGGGAAAUUCCCCACCUGAAAGAAUGGUGUAUUAAAUCAUAGGAAAUAACAGUUUUGAGUAAAAUUACUUGGUAUAUCUGGGUUCAACAAGUUACAGAAUGAACAGGUUCAAACAUGAGUGGGCACAGUGUAUAGAACAAUGAAAUAGCAAGCAGAUGAGAAUUUUUAAAUCCUUUGUCAGAGUUAUGACUACGAUAUUUUUACUUCUAAAGUUAUUUUUGCUGGUCUUUCUCUUUUUAUAACCUUAAUUUUUAUUACAGUUUAGAUCUACAUGUUGUAUGACAUAUGUAUAAAUUGAUUUACUUCUGUGUGCACGCAGAUGUGAAGAUCACUGCAAUGCACUCUGUGAGACUGUCUGCUCUUGAAAAACAAAGUUUUAAACUUAGCCUUAGUUCACAUUGCAUACAUCUUCUUCAUACAAAGAAAAAAACUACUGUCGUACCUUGGUUUUUGAACAGCUUAGUUCACGAACAACUUGGAACUCGAAUGUCGCAAAGCCGGAAGUAAGUGUUCUGGUUUGCGAACUUUGCCUUGGAAGCUGAAAGUCCGGUGGACUUCCAGAACACAUUCUGUUCAAAAACCAAGGUAUGACUGUAUAGGUACCAGUAAAUCUAGUACCAAUGGUAUGAACAAACAUCAAUUUUUUUACAAAUUUAGUUUGGGUUAUAGUAAGUAGCAAAUGUAUAGCAAACCCUGUAUGAGCUAAUUUGUUUCAGGUCCUAAUGGCUUAAGUGAUGAGGUACUGGAUAUAAAACAAUAGCAGAAAAAAGGCAGCAACAAAGAAGUUCUUUCUGAAAUAUAAGCAGAUUUGAGAAUUUAGAUUAAAGUUCUUUUUAUAUUGGAGGCUCAAGCUGCAGGCCAUUGAAUACAGCCUAUCUCUUAGUACUUUCCUGUAAGGCCAUGAAAUGUAAUGCUUUUACUCUGACAAUUUGUUGCUAGUCUGUUGCAAAUCACAGGUCAGGCAAACAUCCUUGUGAGAACUGCUAACCUCCCCUCCCCUCCCCUUGAUGUCUACCUGCUUCAUUAUAUUGUGCAGUACUUUGUUUUGCUGGUGUUGUCCCUUCUCUUUCUUUCUUUCUUUCUUUCUUUCAUUUCAGCUAAGCUCCUUUGUGUGUAGUUCACAUGCAGCCAGGCAAGUACAAGUUCACGUCUUCCAGAGUUCAGGGAAGUGUUUACAGGAAGUUGUAGUGGCAGCUAGUCAGGAAUGAGGCAGGAUGACUACUUACAACAUACUUAUUUCAAAGGCUAAGCUCCUAUUCAUUCAUAUAUAUAUAUAUAUGACAUGGCAUACUUAAAACUCUUCUGCAGAUGCUAAGCAUCACAAUUCAGUGUGCCCUGCUUUUAGAGACUUAAGAAACAUGCUAUUUCAGUGGGUAAAUUGUCCUGCUGGAGCCAUACACUGAAGUUUGUAUUUAUAGCUUAUGCUGAUUUAAUAAGAUAAACUAUUUUAAAUCCAAUAACACUUCUUCUGGCAGCAUAACUAGUUCCAGGAUUUAUUGGUAAAUCAAAUAACUUUAUUCUGUUCAUGCUAUUAAAUUGCAUUACCCUAUUUUGUCCUCUAAAUGAUGUCAUGUCAAGUAGCAUAUUUGUCUUGGAAGGCUUUUCUGAGUUUGUUUCACAGAGGAAUGUUGGUUAAAGAUGGUUAAAGUAUAGGAAUAAUAUUUGAUAUUUGCCUUCAUAAUAUAACUAAACUAAAUUGCUGGAGUGUUGUGAGUAGUACCACUUGAUAAUGCAUUUAUUUCCCUGUAAACAUCCAGGGCUAGUUCCCACCGCUUGACUGCAAGCCAUGUUAUCUAACACAGAAAAACCAAUAGCAGUGGUGUUUGAUUUGGGAUUAUACUAUCUCACACUUGGAAUAAACAUGCAGGCCAACCCAAUGCAUAUUUAAUUAGAGGCAAGUCAUUGGGAGUUACCCCCUUGUAAGUGUACAUAGGGAUGCAGCUUCAAGUAGUAUAAGAGAAUAAAAUUGUAGGUUCUCAUAAUAGGGUAUGCUGAAUUUUUCAACUUUAAAUUUCAAAAAAUGAGGGUUGCUAAAAAGUUGUAACAUGAGUUGGGAAUUCAAAAGAUAUUUUGGUUAAAUAAAUAUACCUUAGUUCUCAAACUUAAUCCGUUCCGGGAGUCUGUUCGACUCCCAAAACCAUUCAAAAACCAAGGUGUGGCUUCUGAUUGGCUGUAGGAGCUUCCUGCACUCAAGCAGAAGCCGCAUCAGACGUUCGGCUUCCGAAAAACAUUUGCAAACCAGAACACUUACUUCUGGGUUUGCGGCAUACGGGAGCUGAUUUGUUUGGCAACUAAGCCGUUUGAGAACCAAGGUACAACUCUAAUUUAGUUUUGAUUUGUACUUUGCAAACAAAUACUGACUUUUUAACAUUUUGUGGAAUUUCCAGUAAUUUAAAACUUGUCAUUUUUUUAAACAAUGUGUGUAAAAUUGCAUAAUAAUCAUUAAAAUGAUUAUCUAGUAAUCACAAGUGUAUUACAUAUGCUUGAGCAUAACAAACAAGUUAAAAAGUGGAAGCAGCAAGAAGAUGAGAGAAGGCUUGUUGAAUAUAAGCAUAGAAGUAGAUUAGAUGAUUCAAUACCAUCAAACGAAAUAAUUUUCUGUGCUGAUGAAAAUGAAUAACACAUAGAUGAUGACCAAGAUGGAAAUGAUGGAAGUUAUGAACUGACAUUAGAAAAGCCAAAUACACCUUCCACUUCUGAUAAAAAGGCAGAGUUCAACACAAUAGAAAUGCAUAAUGUUGGUAUGCAGAGCAUCAGAUAUGGUAUUGUCCUGCUUGCCACAGCUGCCUUUAUGGAUGCCAGCUUGAUCACUGAAGAAAAGAGACUUGCAGUCAAGAGGGCCUAAGAAAAAGUUCUGAAAUCCUUGGCUCAGGAAUUUCAUGUUCUUUGUUAGAUAGGUGAAAUUCACUGCAUUUUCUUUGAUGGCCAUGAAGAUACAACUAAAGUUAUGCUGAAAGCAGACAAUUCAAUCAGCAGUUGUUCCCAGCAUCAUCAUAGAGCAGCAUAUUCUUUCAAGCCAAUUUUCAGCAGUGGGGAGGGUGGUAGGGAAGGCCUCUAUGGGUGCUUCCAGGUGCCACAUUGGUUGGCUCAUGAAUCAGAGCGUGCAAUCUCCCUGUAGGCAAGUGUUACGCUUUCUUUCUAGUUUAGAAUUGAGCACUUGAGAAUUCAGCCAGUUUUCAAGUUCAUGUAUUCAAACCUUUUAAAAGAUGAGGUAUGCCUUUCACUUUCUCUUACUGUUCUUAGUGAAUGGAGAGUCAUAUGUUGGUGUGGGACGUGUGGUUCAGCUUAUUAUUUGUGCUUUUAUUGCUGGUUUUACAGAAAGGAAAUUCGCACUGAUGUGUGUUGUUUCAAGACACUUAUCUGAUUUUGCAGUUGCCAGUUGAGGCCCAUUCAGAAGUUGUUCGCCAAAAGAAUUGCUUACAUUUUCUUUACAUGCUAAUGUUCUUGCAUUGUUUGCAAGAUAUCUCAUAUCUUUUUCUGUAAAAUAUUUGUCGUUGUACACAGCUAUAACAUUUCAAUAGUUAAUGAAUAACAAAUGCACUGUUACAAGAAAGACUUGUGUUAACUGAGGGGUCAGGUAGAGGAGAAAUAGCUAAAAUGAUGUGAUUCAGAAUAGAAAUGCUGAGAUUUUUUUAAAAAAUAAAAACCUAACAAACUACCACCUUUCUUGCACCCAACCUUCUCAUCAUGGUGAGACGCAAUAUCAUGAUAUUCUGUAACAGAAUAAGAGCAUCUUAUAGACAGGGCCUGGAGGAUAAUAGAACUGAGGCACAGUUCUAUUAUUUGUAUUAUUUGAGGAAUAUGGAGUGUGAAGAAAUGCCGCAUGCUUGCAGGGGGCUGUGCAAACAAAAGGGUGGUAUUCAGGCAGUAUAGCAGGAUAGGAAAGAAUCCCAAAUAGUGCUCUUAAUUCAGGGAUCAUAGUUAUUAUUCAACAUAUUCUGUUUCAAUCAUAAGCUUUCUACAAAAUGAAGUAUUUUAUUAUUUAUGGACUGAUAUUUGAUUUGUAGGCCUGUUGACAAGAAAUUUAGUUUCACAAAUGCAGCAGACAACUAGACCAUAGCACACAAGUGUGCAUCAGAUUUUCAGUGCCAUAGAAUAGGACACUAAAGCAAAUUUAAAAAUCCAGUUACUGUAAGGAUUUUCCCUUCAUAAUAUCUGCAACUCUAUUGUAGUUAGUGUAGACUGAGAACCAUGAAAGUUAUUAUGAUCUUUGUCUGCUUUAUAAAUAUUUCUUGAUAGAGCAGCAAAAAAAGCUUAUCAUUAAUUACAAUGCUGGCCCUUUUCAGGUAAUAUUCAAGGAGCAACAAUUGUCGAUGCCUUGGAUACACUGUACAUCAUGGAAAUGAAAGAUGAAUUUAAAGAAGCUAAAGAAUGGGUAGAGAAAAAUCUAGAUUUUAAUGUGGUGAGUAUUGUGUUCUUUUUCUACUGCUUGCACACAUAGUGACAACUCUGACUUGAAGAAUGUUCAGAGAUUUAUUUUUUUUAGCAGUCCUCAGAAGAGAAUCAUAGUACUGUAGAGAUGGAGGGGACCACAAGGGUCAUCUAGUCCAGCCCCUUGCAGUGCAGGAAUCUUUUGCCCAACAUGGGUUUCAAACCCAGAACAGGCCUAGGCAAGUUUCAUUCUAAGCAAGUUACUUAUCUCACCCUUAUGACACUUCUUUUUCUCUUCAAAUGAGACAGAGCUUUAAACUUUAAAUCUUUAGCUAUUUAACACAAUUCAAAUGGGACUUCCAGUAUGUCAUUUUGCUUUACUACCUAUUUAAAAUGUAAAAUCCUUUAGUAAGAAUCUUUUUAAAAGGUAAUUGUGGCAGGUAUAUAUUAUAAAAUAAAAUUUAAAUGCUACUUAAACUGUGUUCUUACUUAGAAAACAUAUGUUAGGUAGACAGUUACUUUAAAAGACCUUCAUAACUUCCUCUGUCCCAAGAACUGCAAACCUGGGUGUCAUAUUUCUGUAGUAAUUGUGUUUUCCCACGCCAUGGGGCUGUUCUAGAGAGGAUCUGAAUGUAAUGCUAGAAUGUGAACAAUAUUUUGUUAGACCAAGGCAGCAAUUAAUGUUCUGCCUCCUAUUCUUGAAGUUGAAAAGUGGCUGUAUCACCUCAGUUUUUCUCAGCAUAUAGCAAUUAAAAUUUCAGGAAAUCCCAUUCAAACACAAAAUUAUAAGCAGCAGCACCUUUCCAUUUAUCUGUUUCCUGCAUGUCUCACUGAAAGAAAAAUCUUUCUGCCAAGGUAUUGUUUGUCAGGUCACUGUGGAAUUUGUAUUUAUAAUCACCUCGAUGUUUCCCAGAAGUCUUUAUGUAUUUAAAUCUAGCCUUUGCUGCAUAUUCUGAUGAUGUUACCAAAGGAAUAUCUAACUAAAUACAUUUUUAGUUUUAAUCCUUCCUAAUAAAUGGGAGUAAUUUCAUGCAAGAUUUAAUGAAAUUAGUUCACAAACAGUGGCAUGCCUAUGUUAUAAAUAGGGAUCAACUAGUUAAUAAACAGGAACCAGAGGGUAGCUAAAGAUGGAAUAAAGUCAUAAAAAUUGAGUGCUGCAAUGUUCUGUAUUAAGACUAACAGCAUUUAGUGUGAAAACUGGAGACAGGGAUGCUUGGUGAGAUAGCAAAACUUGUGGAAGACAGUAUUCAGGAUAGAAAAUUCCAAGCAGACCAUGAAGAGUUCCAAAAGCAGUACCAGGGAAAACGUAGUUUUGCGUAAACACAAAGUGAUGCAGCUUGGGACAUAGAAUUCUAACUUCCUUUGUGAUAAACUUUAAAUUUAUUAUUUCUUUUUUAUGUAAAGUACUUUGAGUAGCCUGCGGCAACAAAAAGCAUCUAAUAAAUGUAACUGAUAAUAAUGAUAGUAAAUGGGCUUACUCAAAGAAAGAAACUUCCAAUGAACAACAACAAAAGACAAAUGGGUGGAGCAAUCCAAUGAUUAAGGGCAGGCUUCCUCAAACUCAGUCCUCCAGAUGUUUUUGGCCUACAACUCCCAUGAUCCCUAGCUAGCAGGACCAGUGGUCAGGGAUGCUGGGAAUUGUAGUCUCAAAACAUCUGGAGAGCCAAGGUUGAGGAAGCCUGAUUAAGGGAGAUGAAGAAUGUGUGAUGGCAGAGCUGCCAAAUUCUGAACAUAGAGUUCUGCAGAAGGUAGAGAGGAAAUAAGUUCACUCCUGAAUUAUCUGAUUUUGAAAGAACAAAGGUGAUCUUAGUAUAGCAUAAACAGACCUUACAUCUGGUAGUUUGCCAACAUCUGGGCAACUAUUCAGUCAGGGGGCCAUAUUACCAAAGUCUGACCCUGGUAAUAACCAGUGCUGACUUGACUGGAGUUGAAAAUCCACAUCUGACCCAGCAACUUUUAGAAAAGGCUUGCUCUGCAACUUUACAGUUCAGUGAGCAAGUACAUAUUCUUCCCCCUUCCCCCACUAAAAAGACAUAUUGGAAGGAAGUCUUCAUAUUCCCCUGCCACUUCCUGAUUCUAGAUCUGCUCCUGUGUACGAGACUAGGUUUUUUUAUUUAAAAAUUAUGUUCAAAAUUGUGGGUCGUCUUGUACAUGGAUACAAUACCCCCCCCCAUUUUCUCAAUUUGGAGUCCCCCAAAAUAGGGGGCAUUUUAUACAUUGAGGCAUGUUAUAUAUGGAAGAAUACAGUACAUUAUUUCUCUUUCGUGACCUUUAUGGUAUAUUUGAUAUAGAAAUAGGUUGCUGACAGACAAUUAGUGUUAAAAUCCAUGAUCCCUGUGUUACUGCAUACUGAUUUUCAACUGCAUUCAUCAGAUAUUUUAUUUCUUACAUUUACACAUGAUAUAUCUUGAUAGUUUUCUGAAGCUUGCGAGAGGGGAGAGAAUAUUUUAAGUGCCCCCCACCAUCUUGGAUUUGAGACUUCAUUAUCUGCUCAUAGGGAAAUCUGAUACAGGCUUGAAUAAGACUCCUCAUUGUCUUCUCCCCCACAUUCCCAUUCAAAUGCAGACUGGUUUCCUAGAAGUUAAGUAAAGCCUCUUCAGCUUCUCUUCAAAUCUCUCUCAUCCACAUGUUUUCCCAGGGUGAUGCUAGCUUGCCAUAAUGAGCUUAAGGAUAGCUCUCCUAUUAAAUACAGAGCUUUCAUGUCUACGCUGACUACAAUCUCUUGCUUCAUUUGUUCCACAUGCCUCAGUGGAUUGUGUAACAUACUCUAGAAAUGCUAUGGUUUGUACAGUUGUUAGCUUCAGCAAAUCUGCAAGGUUUAUUUAGGGCUAUAAUUUAAAAUGAUAGUAUCCUUAGAUUGUAUGAGAGAAAGUUGAGUAAUAUAUGAUAAAAAGUUUUAAGUUUUUGUGAUAUCUUUUCUCUCCACAUUGAAAACAAAAUUUAUCAUGUUAUGGAAUUAAUAUACUAAUAAAGAGAGCUGUAGCUGUAUGCAAAGUUUUUGCCUUAUUAUAAAAAAAAUUGGCAUAAGCUAGGCAGUAAUUAAUGGCCUAACUACAUGUUAAGCACAGGCUGUUGUUUUUAAGUGCUUAAUUUAGCUUUCUGGAUGAAAAUCAGCUCCAUAGAGUACUAAACAGAAGAAUCGCCUACAGCUGCCAGUUCUCCACCAAGAAGUUAUUCUGUGGUUGCUCCUGCUCCUGGCAGUGCUGUUUAUAGCAGACAGUCCAUUCAGAGGCAAAUAGGAGAUGGGAGAAUUUGGAUGAGAAACCACUGCAGAGUCCCAGUCAAGAUCAGGAUCAUGUGAAUAGUGUAACAAGCAAUACAUGAUAUAUUAAUUGUUGUAAAAUGGUGUAACUAUUUGCAACAAAGAAAUGGGCAUAAAGAAUCUAGGAAGAACUGUCUUCUCUGGAAAGACAGGGAAUAAUAACAACAUCCUGAAAAUGUGUUUGUCCCAUAGAGGUAUGAUUCACAAAGAGCUUUUGCCAAUAAUCCUAUUCUUAGGAGGUUUUUUAAAACAAAAACGUAGUGCUGUGGACAUGGUAAGGGUGUGAGGUUCAAAUGAUUUUAGUAGUCUGUUAAACUCUUCCUUAGGUGAACUAUUUCCUUCAUUGUGGAAACAAAUACAUUUUCUUAGAAUUUAACUGAUGUUUCUGUCUUUGUGAAGCAUCGUUUUAUUUCUGCUUCUGGAUAUAAACUUUUUCAUACUGCAUUUUGAAGCUUAAAACUGGCAUAAACACUGAAUGCAAAUUGGGCAAGAAUUAUGCUUAAAUCUUUGGAUAGUGUAUCCUCCUGGAGGCAAAGAGUUCAUAGUGACAUCCCUGUCUGUGAUAUGGAGCCAAGUUUGUAAAAAAUCAUGGAUACAUUUUGUGUUUAGUGAGGAGAGAACCUCACCGUGAGCUUGGGUUCAAACAACGUGCUCAGCCAAACCUUGACUUAGCUCAGUGCAGCACAGGAGUUAAAAGCACCAGGAGGAGCAAAGCAGCUGCAAGCUCCUCUCGAGGUGCCUGCCAAAAUUGGCUUACCAUGUCAUGCAAACCAGACCCUAGAAACAACUGGAGACUACUGCAGACAUUGUAUUUCCUUUUCAUGUUGAAAAUUCACUAUAAUUUACCUAAAAAUGUAUUGUAUUUGUAUUCAUAGAAUGCAGAAGUUUCCGUUUUUGAAGUGAACAUUCGCUUUGUUGGUGGGCUGCUUUCAGCAUACUACCUUUCUGGAGAAGAGGUAAGAUCAUUUAUGGUCUUCAAUUGUAGCUCUAAAUCUAUAAUACUGAGUAACAGGUUAAAGUCCAAAGUUUGGCUUAGGGGACUGGAAGUUAGCCAACAACACACCAGGGACUGGCUAAUUGGAGAAAUGCUGCAAGCACAUAACUCUAGUGCUCAAAAGCUUGCACUACCUCCUCAUACACUACCAGGCUGGGUUCAAAGCCAUUAACAACUUGGGUCUGGGAUGUCUCAAGAAUGGGAAGACCUAAUCGCUGAGCUCUUCAAGAGAGUCAUAGAAUCAUAGAGUUGGAAGGGACCCAAGGGACAUCUAGUCCAACCCCUCAAUGCAGGAACUUCAGCUAAAGCAUCCAUGACAGAUGACCAUCCAACCUCUGCUUAAAAACCACCAAGGAAGGAGAGUUCAUCAUCUCUUGUGGGAGUCUGUGCCAUUCCCAGACUCUCACUCCCAAAGUUCCUGUAAACUACCCUGUAUGUACAUACUCCAAAUGAGUUCAUCCCCCAUAACAAGUGUGCAAAUAACUUUGAGAGUCUAGAAAGGUGGGUGUCCCCUUUUUCUUUCUUACAUACACAGUAGUUGAAAAAACAAAAAUGUGAAUUCUUUUGCUUUUCUUUGAGAAGUCUUGGGAUAUCGUUCUUAGGGUGCCUGAUGCAGGUGGCACUGUGGGUUAAACCACAGAGCCUAGGACUUGCCGAUCAGAAGGUCGGCAGUUCGAAUCCCCGCGACGGGGUGAGCUCCCGUUGCUCAGUCCCAGCUCCUGCCAACCUAGCAGUUCGAAAGCACGUCAAAGUGCAAGUAGAUAAAUAGGUACCGCUCUGGCGGGAAGGUAAACGGCAUUUCCGUGCGCUGCUCUGGUUCGCCAGAAACAGCUUAGUCAUGCUGGCCACAUGAACCGGAAGCUGUAUGCCGGCUCUCUCGGCCAAUAAAGCGAGAUGUGCGCCGCAACCCCAGAGUCGGCCACGACUGGACCUAAUGGUCAGGGGUCCCUUUACCUUUACUUAAGUGUAGGGUGGCAGCAGGGCAGAGAGACAGUGAGCUUGCGCUGUAUCAUGCUGCCUAAAAUCAGGACAACUAUUUUUCCCUGACGGCAGGAUUCAGCUUAUGAGUCCUGUCAACAGAGACCUUGUGCAAAGACUUCUAUUUGCACAAUGGGGCUUCUCCCUGGUCAACUCCCCACACUGCUCCCCACCUCCAAAAUUUGCUCGGUGGGGACUUGGGAGAACCAAUGGAACAGCGCACAACAGGAGAGAGGAAAUCUUCCCAUGCAGCAAAUGUGGUGUUCAGUUUCUCUGAAUUUCUUUCUUGAUACUGUGCUGUAGACUCCAUCUUACUUGUGGUAACACUUACACCAACUUUACACCAUCAGGCAACUUUGUCUGAUAGCCUCCGCUUUACAUCCACAGUUUUCUGGUCCCACAGCAAACUUUGCUUAUGUUCCAUACAUUACACCAUUUUGUGGUUAUCAGUAUUAUAGCCAUAUUUUAUUAGGAUCUCUGAGAUUGCGAAGUAAUUUGACUUAUCCUAAAUGUAAUUUGGCUUAUAAGAAUGGAGACCUUUUCAUGUGUCUCCCUGAAAGAAUAAAUUACUUCAACUACUUAAUAGAUAAAACAGUAGGAAAAUGACAUUCCAAUUAACUUUUAACACCUGCAUACAAAAUUGGAUUGCUACUUAAAAGAUGCAACAGUUCAGAGCAUUGAAUUUGGACAUUAUUUACUUAAGGUCAAUACCAGCUUAUUGAAACUGAAGAAAAUGCUAGGGGUGUGUAUAAACCACAAAAUUCGGUUUGGACCCCACUUCAUUGGUUUGGAAAAGAGCAACAUUUGAUCCCUUCUAAGUGGAUGAAUCCUGCCAAAUUUCAGAAGGAAAGCUGUAGCAGUUCUGCAAGACAGCCUUUACAGAUUUCACAUUGUGGUAACAAGGCUAUCGGGUUGGGUCUAUGGCCCCACCUAGUGGUUGAAAGGCAGGACAACAUAUUGGGAUGUAGAUUGCGCCCAAUAUGCCUUCGGCGAAAGCUGUACACAUCUUCUCUGGCUCCUGUUACUGAUUUCUCCUCAGGUGUUUCCUCUGUCUCUUUAAAGCUUAUUUUUUCUAAUUAUUCUUUAUAUGAGUGGUGUGUGGCAUGAUGUGUUUUCCAGAGUGUUUUUGUCUGUUUGGUUGGUAUGAUUGAGGGCUAGUUGUUGUUUUUUCCUCCUCAGCUUUGUCUUUUACCAGUCACCAUUUUGUUUGGUUUCCCUGUCCACCAUCUUUACUGCUGGCUUGUUCCUUUCCUUUCUUGCCCGCUUUUCCUUUGCCUAGCGUGUGUGUGAAUCCCUAUUGUGUGUUCCCUUUCCCCCUUCCCUUCUGUCUUCUACUGCUUUCGGAGAAGAGAUUGAAGUGAUUUCCCAGACUUUGCGUCUGAUACCACUUUGGGGCAUCACCAUCACCUGGGUAUUCACCCAUACAGCCUGUUGGAUUAACCACACCUAUAUUCUUGGUGUGUGUGUUACACCUGAGCUGGCGGGCACUUUACUGUAGGGCAACAAUUUUAUUAUGAAGAUGUUGUACAUUGUAGAGGUUUCCCUAGGAAAGUAACUUGCAGAAUUUCAGGACGUUGAGUGCCGUGGCUAGGGAGUUAUGAUGAAUGAAAGAAACAGCUUCAGGCUUGUGUUGUGCUCAGUUGGCACCAAAAGUCACAGAAACUAAGCACAAAGCUGAUUUGAUAGGAGUGGAUAUUUUUGGCAUGUGGCACAAAGGCAGAAGGGCUUUAAUGUUCAGUGUUUUCCAAGCAGUCACCACUGGCAGAGCACAAAGAAUUGACAAAGCACAGAAAAGACAAAAACUAGGUGAUGUUUUCAGCAUCCCGUCUCCCAAAGCAGUGUGAUUGGAGAGCCCUGGUAAAAUGAUGUCCUCUGAUUAAAAGCUAGACCUGUCUGUCACAAAAGACAUGUCCCUCUCCCAGCUCUGGCAUUUUUCUUCUAUGACAAACUAGAGGAGAAUUUUUUGGAGACUCAGUUUGCUGUGAUUAAGCAUCUGAAUUCCCAUAGUGCUUUGUAGAGAUCCACUUCAGACAAACCCUUUUGAAGUGACUCUGCUUUGGUUCUUGAUUCAGGAUUUGUCAAUUGUUUGUGCAGUCCUAGAUAAUUCAAUUUUUGUGACGCUGAACCUGCAUUUUUGUUUCGUUGGAAUAAAUGUUUUUCUGUUUGUCAUGAAUUGACCUUAGAUCAGCUAAAGAUUGCAGUCCCUGAUGUUCUAAAGCCAACAAAACAAGUAUUGACCAGUUAGAUGUAAAGUUUUGUUCUGCUAAGAGAUUAAAGGUUGAUCAGGCAAAAGAUUGUGUAUGUAACCAAGUAGGAAAACUUACAGGGCACUUCGUGGAACUUUCAGUGUCUCCUCCAGACUAAGGUUCUUUUCAAGUAAUAUGUAGAUAAGAAUUUUAUUUAGAGCAAUGACUUUCAUGUGCAUUGAGUUAUCUGCAAACUCUGUGCCCUGUCUACAUUUUUCAUUUUUCUUCUCUGUGUUUUUACAGGGAAUUUUAGUUACAUUUUAAAAAAAAUAUCUUUCCUUAGGUUUAUAAUCCGUUUGUGUCAUUCAGAUAGGUAAGGCGUCUGUUAGCAGAAUGGGGAAGGAAGCAGUUUUCAGCUAUUCCCCCUUUCAUCAACCUCUCUCUAAAUUUACUCCAGAUCAUCCUCCCAGUCCUUCAGAGCAGAUUUAGGGAGGCAUGGCGGAUUGCAGAGAGAGAGAGAGGGAGUAGCUGAAAAGUACUUCCUUCCCCAUUCUGCUAACAGAAGUUUUACUGUCAGCUGAAUUAAACUUUUUUCCACUGGGUUUUUGCUCCUCUUCUCAUAAGAUAACAAAACCUAAUUAGCAAAUUGCAAUAGUCAUUUUUGGUAAUGUGAGCAAAAUCUGGACAUAUGAAGUGUUUUCUGUUCCUAACUCUGCUUUGUGCCAAUGUUAUUCAUCGUUCUCCUUUCAUCUUUAAGUGCUGGUGAACAGAGGCAUAGAUUAGAGGCAACGGAUUCAAGUGGGUGAACUGUCAGAUCCACUCAGUUUAGUUACCAGCAUUCUUGAAACAACCUACCUGUGCACAUGAAUGAAAUUGGCAAGUCUUGUCUAGAACCAGUACCCUGAUGUGGUGAUAGACUGCCACUUGUCUAUCGGAUGGGUUUGAAGGAUGGCCACUAGAGCACAUGCAAAUAAAUGUGUGAAUCAUUGGUGGUAAAUCACAUUAGCUUGAUUAAGUUUGAUUUUAUGUUGUAUGCCUCCCAGGGAUCACUAUGUGAAGGGUGGGUUUAUAAAUUGGGAACUAAAUAAUAAAAUGCAUGAUUGUCUGAAUGAAGAAUAGAGUUGUAUGUUGGACAUAAUUUUUAUGGCUUGAUGAAAAGAGGAAGUGUGAAAUUAUUUUUUCUUUGUUGGAGUUAUGGAUUUUUUAUGUUCAAUUUUUAUUCUAUUUUGUUUUUCAUAUAUGUAAUCUGUUCUGGGGUCUACAAGUGUCAUAAAUGAAUGGAUUUUCCAGGAUCCUUUCCAAAAAUGUUCAGCUUUCACUUAAAAAUUAGAACAAAGCUUCUAACUCAUUUUGUUAUGGGAAAGUGUCCAUGAAGUAUUCCAAAUCCUACUUACCAUGUGUUGGACUCUGACCUGGGAGAGUUCCACAGCUCCAGGUGAAUUAGAGUUUAUUGUUUCUUGAUUUGUCUGACUAUUGCUGAUUUUAAUUUUACAGGUAUUUCGGAAGAAAGCAGUAGAACUAGGAGAGAAACUGCUUCCAGCCUUUAACACGCCAACAGGAAUUCCUUGGGCAUUGUUAAAUAUCAAAAGGUAAAAACAAGGAAUAGCUUCUGUUUGCCCUUUAUUUAUUGGGAUGGACAAUCAGGCGACAAUUUUCUGUAUUAUCUUACCUUUUAGGCUCCUGGCUUGUGUGAAUACAUAACAUGAGAUGAUACAUAAUUGCUCUCUCAUUUUCCUCAUUUGUUGCAAUUUGCAGACAUUCUGCAAACUGAAACAACUUUUGUGGUCUCAGUUGAAUAGAAGUCCAGUCUUCUCAAAGUCUACUCUGAAUAUUUGUAAGGAGGUAGUGAAGCCACAGUAUUCUAAGUUUAAAGUUAAUAUGCCUGAAUUUCACAUUGAGACUUUCUAAAAUUGGUGUAACUUAAUUAUUUCAAUUCUUUUCUUAAUUUACUUCAACUGGCAAAUGGUAAAUUAACUAACUAACUAGUGUAUAUUUUUUUUAUGCACACCCAUGUUCUUAUGUUGGUCAUCUUUUUAUUCUAUCAUACAAUAGCAAAUUGUACAAAAGACAAAAAGGUGACCUGCAUGAGAGUCAGCUUUUGAUGCAAGGACAGUGCAAAUAUUUACUCUUCUUUUUAUUGCAAUUUUUAAAUCAAUAUUUACUAAUUGCACCCUCCUUCUCAAAGUGUGUGACAUGGCGAAAAUAGACAGACUUGAGGGAACUCAAGGCUUGUUGAAGUACCAGAUUUGUUUUUAUUUAUUGUUUUAAGAAAAAACCUUCAGAAGAGAAACACAAACCGCUCAAUGAGGAGUGAGCAUGCUCAGAGGGCACAGAAUGGUGACUGACUGAGGGGUGGAGGGUAGAAUUCAAAACAGGAAGGGGAAUUGAAUGGCUUAUGCUGAAAAGGAAAUCACUAGCAGGAAUACUGAAUGGGAACACACUACACACUGUGACUUUGUUAGGGAUCACCCUUAUAUUCAGUCUGUUUUCAGGUUUCUUUGCUACUUGGAAGGGUUGUACAAACUGUUGACAGUAGAAGUCAGUAGGGCUGUGUUACUGACCUGUCUUCCCAAUGCCAACAGCUAUGUUGAAUGAAUUGCCUUUUAAUCUGUUUGACUUCCCUGCGGCUUUGGAGUGGUUCUGGUACUGAAUCUCCCUAUUAUACAAGAUGCUGUUGUAGGGGGAUUUAGAUCUAACAGAUUUCUUUUUCAGAGAUAAUUUAUUAUCAUCACAUGGCUCAUAGAAUAAUAGAUUCAUAUUCAUGGUUCUCUGAUUUAGUGUUCAGCUUGCUUUUGCUUUAGGGAACUGCUUUAAGGCUGGCUCUCACUGUUACAUAUAAUCUUACAGCUUUCUUAUAUUUUAUUCCCCCCUGCUAUGUGUGAAACUCCAGGAAGAAUGAUUAAUCAAACCCUUAGCACAUAAAGCAAUGGGAAACUUGUAUUGUUUGCCUUUAUUAAUCAGUGCUGCAUAAGUGUAUUCUGAAAGAUGAUAAAAAGUAUGUUUGAGAUUUACAGGAGCUGGAAUGUACUUCCUAACGAGGAACUAAGCUAUAAACUCAAUACCUAAAGAAGUAUGUACGUACUUAAAAUGCACUGGGAUCUGGAUUUUCAAUAAUUAAAUUGCCUUCAUGUACCUGCUUCUUGAAUGGAAUAACUAUUGUGCUAAUCUAGGAAAAGACUGACUAAUCAUAUUUAAAAGCAGCAUUUUUUUGUCCGACAUGUUUAUUCAUUCAUAUAUAAACAGAUGCAUUACACACAAAACAGUAAGCCAAGGAUGACUAUAAAGAUCUAAAUCAGCCAUCUGUACAUCUGAGGUAGUUGGGUUCACGCCACAGUAAGAGACCAAACAGCUUACGGCUUUUUACUGAUGGGAUGUGUUGGGGCAAGUGUAUGAGAAAGAUGGGAAAAGCUAUGGUUUGCUCCUCCUAUCUUUCUCAAACACAUGCACAUUUCUUCAGGGGUGUAGCAUGGGUUGCCGGUGCCUUGGGCGGGGCAAGUGUUGUGCCCCCUAGUGGACUGGGCAGCAGUCAGUCCCUUCGCCAGCCAGCAUCCAAUCAAGGGAAUCUCUCCUUGCAAACUAGCCCCAACCUGAGGGCAGAGAAACGUGAAGCCAGGAGCUUCACUGUGUAACCUCGUCCUCCUGUCCCUGCAGCGAGGUGCUCUGGGCAACGCACGUGGCUCUGGCAGUGCUUUCUUCAUCCCUCCCUCUUGGCCAUCCCAGGGGCGGAGCAUGCACAAGUGUCCCUUUGCCAGCCAUGAGGAAAAGGAGGUGCUGCCCCAGCCCUGAAGGCCCGGCCUGUGCACGGUUUGCCUCCCCACAGCUCCGGCCUUGAUGAGGGAGCUGGUGGUGAUGGUGCCUGAUUGCACCCCCUCAGAAAUUUGUGCCCAGGGCUACACCCUUCCUUCCCCCCGCCCCCCACUGCACUACUGCAUUUCCUCAUUCAUGCAUGGAACAAAGAUUGGAUGUUCUCAUUUACUGAGUUCAGUGGAACUUACUUGAGGUAAAUGUGCAUUUAAUUGCAACCUAAAUGUAUAUGUAGGGCAAGAAAUAACUUAUAGUUUCUGUUGAUUCCUGCAGAUUUGCCUACAACUGCAGGUGAAAUAUUCAAAUAAUUGGAGAAACUCCAUAAUUAUUCUUUUCCAUUCAGUUGUUUCACCAAAGUAGCUAAAUGUUUAUGAAAUGUAUGUAAAUACAGUAUUAUUAUUUUUUUAAUGCAUAUUUCUGCUACUGGCUGAAAUUACCCAUGCCUGCCCCACAUUUGACGUGCUUCAUACACCUUGGCUCCAGCUGAUUAUCUGAAACUCUUCAGCAGCACUAUUCCUGUAAUUUGUUACAAAAAAAUCCCUGAAUUUAAGCCCACAUACUUUGAAAGCAUAAAUACCUGAAGAAUUUUAAUGAAUGCCCCUCUGGCAGGAAGAAAGUGCAGAUCUUUGUUUCUGUCCCUCUGGUAUUUUCAUCUCUUUGACAGUUGAGUUUGCUAUCUUUAUUUCAACCUAUGCAUAAAAAAUAGUUAUUAGUUUCUUGAACUUAUCUCAUGGUGAUGAAAGUAAAAUAAAUCCCAGACAUGAAGUGCUGCACAUUUUUCUUCGGGUUUCCAAGUAGGCACUGAGCGGUGUUGAUGUAUCUCCAUUUUGUUGAGAGAGAAUAAUAAAUCAUAAGCAGCUAUGAAAAUAUACAUAGCUAAAAGUUCAGUCCCAUGCAUAUUUUACCUAGCUGUCCUACUGUAUUCAGUGGGCCAUAGUCUUAGGAAACAUGCACAGGAUUGCAGACUAAAUCUCUUGCUACCAGUUCUUCUACUGUAAUUUAUAUUUAUCUAGAUAAGAUUUUUAAAAACACUUAUACACAUAAUUUAAGAUGGUUUACAACAAAUAGAUCAGAUUCACAUUAAAGCCCCAGUAAAGGCAAAAUGCAUUCAAGAACAGCUGAAAAGAAACAGGAAGCAGAGAUAAAACUGUCUCUUCAGAUAGUCCAUCAGCAAAAGCCAGCUGAAAGAAAAGCAUCUUCACAAACCCAUGGAAAACAAGAGAAUGAACAACCUAGGCUUCAGCAGACAACAUGUUGCACAAUGUGGGGGCUGCCCACUGAGAAGGCCUUGCUAUCUCCACAGUAAAAUAAGUCUCCCUGAUGGAUGGGAGUCUCUCCCAUAGCUUAGCAACACACAGGCGAAGGCAUUCCAUCAGAUAUCUUAAGCCAGAGCCAUUUGGGGUUUUAAAAACCAUCUCUGAUAUUUUGACUUGUACAUGAAAAUAAAUAUGUAACCAGUGCAGUUGUCACAGGAUAGGUGUAGCCUGAUCCAGGGGUGAGCUCCCACUAACAUUCUUGCUGCUCCAUUCUGGACUGGUUGAAGCUUCCUGUAGUCUGCAAAGGUACCCCCAUAUAGAGUCCAUUGCCAUAGCCAGGUCUGAUUUACUUUCAUGCAAGGAUGUACAUGAUAAUAUAAGCAUAUUGAGAAUAUUUGUUUUGUUGCAAAAUAGUGUCUUGGCCAGGAUCAUUUUUAUAUCAAGUUUUGCCCAAGGCCUCAAAAACUGAAUUCCAUUUUGUUCAGCUGACUCUUGAAAGAGGUUGCCUUAUUGCUUUCAUCAGAAAUUUCAAAGUAAACGCAUCGUGUAUUGAACUUGUGGACCUAGAAAUCCUUGGUGCUUUCUAUUUUGGAAGUUCUUAUUGUUAACCACAAUGUAAAAUAAGUAACAGAAGAUUCACACAGAAAGCUUUUUAAUGUAAUAUUUGGUUUCUAUUUCACUGGAAGGUCAAUGCUUUGUUUAACAGCCCAUGCUUUGUAUCAGGUAUAGCAUGAAGUAUAAUAUCCUAGUUUAAAGUUUUGAAAAGAGACUCCAUUUUUAUACAACUUUCUAUUUUGAAAAUAAACUACAUGGAUUUUUUGCCAUAAUGGCUUUAGACACCUUUGAAGAAAAGAAAUACAGGUUUCGCAUCAGUUAUAGUCACGUCAAGAGUUCACUCAUGUGGAUAACUGAUUCAUGAGCAUAACUAGCCUGAGAUGACAGACUAGUAAGUUCCAUGCAAGAGCUGGAAGAGAAUACCAAGGAUGGAUGCUGGUUCAGUUUUCAUCACAUAAAGCUGGCCAAGUGUGACAAGGAGUCAACGUCCAUUGGGCAUAAGCACCUUUGAACUAAUUUGGGCUUAUUUCAUAGGAUUGAGGCUGUUAGAGAAGUUCACUCAAGGAAACAUGUGACAGUAAUGUAUGGUACUCUGGAGGAAAGAGAAGAUCUGCUUGGGAAGGGCUAGUAUCUCUAAGCCUUCUCCUUCAUGGUCUGUGUAUAACGAGCUUAUUGCUAAAUUGGGCAUCCUUUCAACUUGCAAUAGUACCAAAGCAGUGCAGAUAGGUUAAAUGUGCUAAUAUUGAAAAGGAACUGAAUAAUACAUUUUAUUUUGGCUCCAUCCUAUAGUUACAAAUAGCUAAUUUAGGUGAACAGCACUCUUUGGAGGGUAUUCAGGUUCACAUAAAAAUGAUUUGGUAAUGCAGCUCUUCUAAGUAUUGUGAACUAGGCAUACUCCAAAGGAAGUGCUGCUCUGACUGCUUAACAGCAUUAACAGGAAAUAAAAGCAAAGUACACGUGAACAUUGAAGAGAUGCAAAUGUGAUUAAAUAAGAGACUGCGUAUUAGGGGCUUUUUAUUGCGUUUAGCAUUUAGUAUUCAGGGCUUUUAUGUUUCUUGUCAAGCUACUACGUAGUUUAUGAUGUAACUUUUAUUUCUCAAUCUCACAUCACUUUUUUUUUCCUUUUUAGUGGCAUUGGUCGCAACUGGCCCUGGGCUUCAGGAGGAAGCAGUAUUUUGGCGGAAUUUGGAACUCUGCAUUUGGAAUUUAUGCAUCUAAGCCACUUAUCUGGAAAUCCAGUGUUUGCUGAAAAGGUUAGUUAAGAGUUUUUGCCAGUAGUUGCAUCACACUUUUGGAAGUGUGACAAUUGCCAGUUGUCGGGAAUAUCUCCAUUUUUGUUCUUUGGAUCCUCUGAACUUAUUUUCUGAGUACAAAUGAUUUGGUUUCCAGCACUUCUUUCAAAUGUUUUAUGAUAGUAGGAUGAUAGAAGUGUACACAUUUUAAGUAUCUUAGGUUGACCUUGUACUGCAAACAAGGGAGAGAAAGCGUGUGUGGAUUUUCUCUGCAUUAGGUUUUUUUGUAUCCAGCUUGUUAGUAGUUUCACAGGUAGUAAUCAUCCCUAAAUCAUGUUGUGCUUGCCUGUUAUGGCACAACAGUCUGUUUUAGGUGCUGAUUCAAAAGAAAUGUUUUCCAGCUAACUUGAGUGUGGGAUAAAAAACAUAGGGCUUAUUAGGUAUAUUUCACCCCAUCAGAGGAAGCCCUGUGUAGCUGCUUUUGCAGUAAGGCCUCCCCUUGUGUGCCCCCUGCACCCAUGAAAUUGGCUCUGAAGUGGUUGGGUGAUCCCCUAGAGUAGCACAUGGGGGGAUGGACACCCUUCCGCCUGGCAAGCUGAUAUAGUUGCUCAGAUGAAACAUUUGUAAUAGCCCAACAUGAAACACAACCCAUAAUUGCCCCCCGAUACAUUCUGUAUUACAAACAUAUGCUUCAUUUGUAUAUAAUGAUAAGCAGUUAACAAAUUAGCCUGUUCAUCCAGCCCAGGCUCUUCCACUUCUCUGCUCUCUUAGUAGAUCAGGGAAACAAACCAUACAGGGCUGCUUUGUCCAAAGCAGCACUCUUGGUUUGCCUCUCUCUCUCUCUCUCUCCCUCCCUCCCUCCCUCUCUCUCUCCAAACCACAAUCUGCAACUAAGAACAAACCUUGGCUUCGGGUUUAGAGAGUGAAACAAACAGCUGGUUUGGAUAUAAUGCUAAGCCAACCAGUUUGUGGUUUGUUUCCUUGCUCAGCUCAAGGAGCAGCAAAACAGGAUUGCUAGGACAGCAAGCAGCUUGUGCACAGGUUAUUUGCAUUUUUUAACUAUAGUUACUGAAUACCCAAGUUCAAAUGCAGCCAUAGGUUCUCAAACAUAUAUUGAGGAGUUACGGAACCAGAUUACUUUGCAGCUAAUGUUCAACACUAAUCUAGCAAGAAGUCAUUAAUUAGCUACACAAAAUAGCUCUGGACGAUGUCCAUCCCAGUAUGGGCUGUGUGAGAGAGUGGGACGGGGGAGAGUGCAAGCCAGUAUAAAAUGAUGGCUUGAAUCCUAACAACUCAUCUGCAAAUGGAAGGGUUGCUUCUGUUUAUAUAGGCAACUGGAAUCCUGCAGAAGGUCUGGUUGGAGUAUGGGCGGGGCAGCAUUUUUGUCAAUCUCCUCUUCCCAUUUUGUUGCUUCCCAUGAUUUUCAAGCAGAUUUUCAAGGGGCUGCAGUGGGAAGGAAAGAUUGGCAAAAAGCCUUUCCUCUUUCCUCCUUCCUUUUCACUGUGGAAUGUGUCCCAAAAGCAAAACUCUGCUCAUGAGACUGUCAGCAGAAGUUUAGUUAGAAUAUAAUCCAGUACUCUUGAAAGAGUUGCUUCCCUUAAGUUUGAAUAGUCAUACAUUUCUUUUCUUUUUGCAAAGAAUAAAUUCUUUAUGUAAAAUACACCAAAAAGUGUGCAUUUGAAACACCAUGAUUGUUUUUGUUAUUUGACAUAGGUUAUGAACAUUAGAAAAGUUUUAAAACGAUUGGAUAAGCCAGAAGGUCUUUAUCCUAAUUACCUAAAUCCAAGUAGUGGUCAAUGGGGUCAACGUAAGUAUAUCAUUUUCACUGGCGGUAUGCACACAUUUCCGUUAUUUUGUUUAAAGACAAAACGUUUAAAAGACUUUUUAAAAAGCUACUUGAACUAUACUGUCAAUGUGGCUUUUCUUUGUCCCUUCAUUACUUGUGUUUGUUUAUAAAAUGUACACUAAAUAUACUCUGAACCAAAAUAAUUAAGAUAGUUUUGUUUUCAGGAAAUAUAAAUGCAUUUUCAUAAUUUAUAAGUGGUUAUAGCAAAGUUGUUCUGUUCAUGCAAGCACAAUGAAUCUCCCCUCCCUCUCCCAUCUCCUCUGGAGGGAUUUGGGAACACUCAGAAAAGAAUGGGGAGGGUGCAUGGGGGAGAAGAGGGAGGGGAAAUUAUCUUGCGCAGGUGGGACUCAUUUUGUGAAUGGGACAAUUCCUUUGGACACAGUUCAUUACAAAUGCAGCAGUCAUCUUGAGAGCACAUGUAUCUAUUUUACUUGUUAAUUAUAAAUAUUUAACAAAAGAUUUACUGAUACAAAAUUUCAAAAUUCAUAAAGUGUUAUUGCAGACACAUUUAUUUGAUUUGUUGCUCUGUUUGUAAAUCUGGAUCAGGCUUGAUCUGAUUUUACAAAUUUCCAAAAUCGCAUUGACUGGCAUUGCAGAAUAAAAGCUAGAAUAACUUGGUUUUUUGGACAUAGAAACAUGUAAACUGGAGGCAUGGUAACCUCUCUAGAAGGGAGUAACUGCGUAGUUGCAGAUAGAUAGCUGCAGGUCUUUUUGUGCUGUUCACCUUUAAAAUUUGCUUUUCAAAAAAAGUAAUUAAAAAAAAUUAGACUCAGUGCUCAAUCAUGUCAUUUCUUAUUCUCCUGUGUUUGCUGAUAAAUUAUGAUAAUAUUGCAUUCAGUAGGCUGUGGCCACAAGGUUUGCUGGAUGCCAAAUACAGUGGUACCUUGGUUCUCAAACUUAAUCUGUUCCGGCAGUCUGUUACAAAACCAAAGCGUUACAAAACCAAGGUGCGCUUUCCCAUAGAAAGUAAUGCAAAAGUAAAAGUAAAUGAAAUAAAAAUGAAAGUAAUGCAAAAGAAAGUAAAUGAAAUAAAAAGGUAAAACACCUCUAGGCUACAGAACACAAGCUAGAUCCUUCUUGUAGUUUGUGGUUGGCAAUAGAUAAUCAAAAUGCAAUAUUCUUAGCAAUGAGAAGAUAAUAAAAUAAAAAAUAAAACAGCAAACAUUUCAAAACAAACAAACGAGGGAACUUGGAUUGUUUGACAAACGAUAGAAAACAAACACAAGCUGAAGAAAUGCAACCAAACCCAUCAAACACUUAUAGACAGGACUUCCAAAAGUGUUUCUCAUUUUAAGACUUCUCAUACACACCAGGAGCCUUCUAGGUAGCCCUGCAGCAUGCAUGAAGCAAAGUCCAGCUCAUCUCUGUAAGCCUGUGAUUAGCACAUGUUUGGUAGGAGGAGAUCAUGCUAUCCUUCCUCCAGAUCUCCUUCUCUCCACACUAGAAUUCUUAUAUGGUAUUGGAAUUAAUAAUUGAAACAUUGGCCUGGCUUUCUGUGAGACUGUUUGGAGCUACAGAUUGGCCUAGAUCUGUACAAAUAUUUUUGGGACAAGCCAAUCUGCCCUGUAGUUAUUUGUUGCUGUUUAGACCCAAUCUAGGCAGGACACAAAUCAACCUGAUUCAGUUUGGACUUUGGCUGAAUCUGGUGCACACCCUACCUUUUACUAAAUACCACCAAAAUAUUGACACUGGGCCUUAGAGAAUAUUGAGACUGAAGCAAUAGCCACUGUGAGGAAAAAUGUUUUCUACUACAAUUAGACCAGCAGUACUAUAGUUCCGAACGUCGGAACUAUUUUAUUGCUAUUGUUCCUGUACAUUUAUUUAGCCUUUGUUACUUCAGUUGCAAAUUGAAAGUGAUUUUCAGCGUCAUGGGUCAAUUAGAUUUGUCUCUAGCAAUAAUGGAUAUAAUAGCAGGACUUAUUAUUGAUGAGACUCUGCUUGUGCUAUUUAGUCUGCAAAUGUCAAGAGUUUCUGAGGUAAUUCAUUUAGGAAACUGCAAAGGUCAUUUAAAUGCUGCUAUUCAGAGAUCAACCUUCCAUCACAGAGAGUGCACUCAUUCUUCUGAGAAAAGCUUCUUUCUUCUUUGUAUUGUGGACACUCAUGUAAUUAAUGAGGUAUUUCUUUACUUUAAAAAAAGUGUUCUGUUUUGUUAGUUCUUCAUAAUUCUUUCUUGCCAUCACAGAACAUUUCUUUGGAAAUGGAUAGCAAAGGUAACAUUUCAGAAAACUAAAUACCAGGUCACAGGCUGAUAGUUAAAGAUGCACACUGUAAAGGUGAAACCUUUAAUACGAAAAAGUAGGUCAUAUUACUUGUUUGGUUUUAAGCCUUAAAGAGUAAACAAGCAUGUCUGUCCUUUCAAUUUUGAAGGCAUAAUUUGGAAAGGAAGAACUUCAUGAAGUUAAAUAGACUUAUUUUCAGGAUAUUGGGUAUAGGUGUGAAAGGGAAAGCUGCCCCCCCUCCCAGAAUAGACAUACUCCUCAAUUUUCCAUAUUUCAUUUAAUAUAAAUAAAUUUCUGAUCCAUACGGGGCACAUUGCUCCAGCAGUAUUCUACUCAUUAGCUAUGUUAAACACUCCCUUUAUUCUUCCUUUCACUAUUUUGCUGUGAUUGAAGUCAUAGCAAUGACUGAUAUUUAGGAAAUCUGUCAUUAUGGUCAAUGAUCAGAAUUCUUUUGCAAAUAUAUAAAAUAUCAAGCAAAACAAAAUAAAGAGCCCUAACAAUAAAAUCACUAGUACAGUGGUACCUCAGGUUAAGAACUUAAUUCGUUCUGGAAACUGGAAACUGUUCUUAACCUGAAGCACCACUUUAGCUAAUGGGGCCUCCCGCUACCGCCACACUGCUGCUGCGCUACUUCUGUUCUCAUCCUGAAGCAAAGUUCUUAACCCGAGGUACUAUUUCUGGAUUAGCGGAGUCUGUAACCUGAAGCGUCUGUAACCCGAGGUACCACUGUAACUGUAUCAUACUAUAAAAGCACCAGACACGGAAAACAAAAUGAUGUUUGCUACAAUUAGUCCCUGGUGUCUAAUUUACAUGCAGCAGCACAAUAUUUAGCCACCUUAGAGGAGGUAGAUGCACUAUGAUCUGGAAAAAGUAAGAAAGCAUAAAAUGUAUCUCAUCAUCCUAGAAAUAUUCAUUUAAAAGGUUCAAUAAAACUCUUAAGUGUAUCACUGCCUCCUAUUUAACCUAAAGGAGAAUCAACUUGCAAAAUCAAACAACAUGCCUUAAAAUCAAACCUAAAGAGUCAACUUAAAAUUAGACUGGUUCACCUUUUUAAACCCAGAUGACGGUAUGCAUUGCAUUUGAACCAUGUGUCGGUCCCACCUAUAGAAUAGAAUGAGUUCAUCAAAUCAGGUUGAAUGGGAGGACUUUUUAACUUUAUGUUGGGGUAGAGUUCAGCUAAAUAUGCCAAAUGCUUGACAUUCUUUCAUGCUCGCAGAGCACUAUAUUUUGAAGUAAUACAAUACAGAGUGAUUGGAUUUAUAUAUAAUCAGCUUAUCAAAAAGUGUUGUUUGUAGAGCACUUUUAUUCUGAGUAAUGGCUUGCAGCCCAAUCCUUUGCAUAUCUACUUGGAAGUCAGCCUCACUUUGUUCAAUGGCAAUUACACCUAGAUAAGUGUGUGCAGGGUUACAAAUUAAAAUAAUUUAUUGGGUUUCUGGCUUUACUGUGCAAAGAGUUAUUUUACAGUUCAUCUUUAAAAUUAAGUGGGGAGUGUACAGACACUUAAAUUGAAGGUGAAAUUAGUUUAGAGUGCUUUUCUGUUUGUUUCUUUUCAGAUCAUGUGUCAAUUGGAGGGCUUGGAGAUAGCUUUUAUGAGUAUUUGCUGAAGGCAUGGCUAAUGUCAGACAAGACAGAUGAAGAAGGCAUGCAGAUGUAUUAUGAUGCUGUUCAGGUAAAUGAAAUAUAUAAAUCUACUUAAGAUUUUCUAAUAUGAAACACCUUCUAAAGAAAGGGGCUUUGCAGCAUAUGUGUCUGGAUUGUUUAAAUGUUUUAAACAAUAAAUUUUGAUUGAAUAUGUAUUCCUUUAAACAAAACUUUUAAGUAUAUUCAUCUACUUUACAUGAAUGUCAUUGUUCCUAAUUUAUGAAUAGACUGUGAUUUCCUCCUACAUCUUUCUUCACAUUGUACUGAUCAUGUACCUGUGUCUGGUGGUCAGAUUCCCAGUUUCCCUCUAGUUGUAAGAUUAGCCGAAGCCUAUUUAUCUGUGAAAAGAGGUACAGUACUAACAAAGCAUAUAAUUUACUCCAUGCUUGGCAGUAGAAAAAUUCUGUAAAUGUAAUGGUUUGACCCAUAGAUAGACUCUGCUCGCGUGCCAAGGAUUUCCCAAACUCCUCCCCUCAGAAGCUGCUCCCAGGAUCGAGGGUCAUUUCGGAAUGGUGUGUGAUAGGGCAUGAGGGAUGCAGGACUGCUCACACAAAGCAUCUCUUGAACCAGACCCACAUGGUUAUUAAACAUUUGUCAAUUCUGUUUCAAAACAUGACAUCACAUUUUUCAAUAGCUUUUAUGUUGACAUUAGUUGACGGAAUGUGUGUAGUGGCCUUGCAGGAUUCCCCCCCCCCCCCCACGGCUACAAGGAACAGCAAUAACUAAAUAUUGAAAAUCUAUUAUUUCUGAAUGAAGCCCUCACUGGCUGUUGUGACUAAAAUGUAUCUUUGUGACUAAAAUGUAUAUUUGUGACUGUUCAAAGAUGGUGGGUUUUUAAAAGCAGUCCUGUACUAAAUGUAGCCCUUUCCCUCAGGUAAAUGGCAGCAUAAUAAGUUGGGUUUCCAUCUUUUUAAAAAGUUUAAUCAGAUAUGUCAACUAAGCCCAUGCUGUACAGAGGCCACUGCAUAUGUGAAACACUAGUAACAUACUGUGUGUGCCGAAAUCUGCCCUUGCCAUGACAGCUGCUCAUUCUUCAUGAAAUACUAUACCAACCUAUGGAAGUUGCUUAUGGGGAGGGGGACUGCUGCCAGGCAGACUAAGAAGCCCCUAAAUCUUUUCACAUUAGAGUUCAAGAAUGCUAAAGUAGAUACUAUCUGGAUCUGGCAAGUUGUUUAUUUUAAAUAUGUCAGUAAGGCCUAGAAUUUUGUCCUUUGUCACUGUUUGCCUCGGUUCUUCAUGUCGCGCCCUGAAAAUGUCACUUCAGGCAGUAAAGACAGACACAACAAAUGUAUUCAGCUCUUUUGUACACUCCUUUUCCUCCCCUGCUUUCUAUUGAUGCAGCCACCUGCCUAGCUGGUUUCCUGCUUCUGAUGUAUUUAAAGACUAUUUUAUUGUUUGUCUUAAUGUUUUUAGCAACAUGCUUCCUUUUUACAACCAUUACCGUCUGCUAGCAUUUUGGUACAAAUUUGUUUUUCAUAUUGUUCUAAUUUGGGCAACGCUUCUAGUUUCUGAGGGAAGCCUUCCUGUCUCAAAAGAACUUCCUUGAUUCUUCUUGUUAACUAUCGACAGCAUCCUCUGGUACCCUUUCUGAUCUGCAGUAUGCCUUCUAGCAGAGCGUCUAUUUCUAAUACAGAAAUAUUUUUGCAUUUUUCUAGUCUAUUGAAACCCAUCUGCUCCGAAAAUCUAGCACUGGUUUGAUGUACAUUGCUGAGUGGAAGGGUGGGCUGCUUGAACACAAAAUGGGCCACCUCACUUGCUUUGCUGGAGGGAUGUUCGUUCUGGGUGCAGAUGGAGCACCUGCUGAUAAAACUGGACGUCACAUUGAACUUGGUGCUGAAAUUGCCCGCACAUGUCACGAGUCUUAUGAUCGCACAAGUAAGCAUUAAACUUUGUGGAGUAGCUCUUUUCCAGAGGGUUCCCCCUCCCCAAACUUGCCCAUUUCUAUAUUGAUGGUUAGUGCUGUGCAUUUUGCUUUCCCCCACCCCAACAUAGUUAAUACAUUUUACUUUUUCUGCAUUGAAUUUGUGUUACUUGUCAUCACAGAAUCGCAGACUUGUAGAGUUGGAAGGGUCCACGAGGAUCAUCUAUUAUUUUUACGUGCCCUUCACCACCAGAUCCCAGAGCAGAUUGACGCUCAGCGUAAAUUAAUAAUGCAGAGUCUUCUUCAGUAAAAGAAUAAAAGCUUUACCUUGUUAAAACUUGUUUGCAAAUAAACAGCAUAGUGAACAGAAGAUUUAAACUAGCUUCAGAGCACACACAGAGUACAGGCUUCACUUCUGAGUCAGGCUCCAUACACACAGACACACACACUGACUGACUGACUGACUGACUGACUGACUGAGUCUGCCUGCAGAGAGAUACGAUACUUAUACAGAGAAUGAGUCACCCUCAAGAUGAGUCACAGUGAUUCAGCAUGCUAAGUGAUUCUUCAGCUUUUCAGCACUUCACAACAUUUCUAGACUCCUUUACUGCUUCCGCUCUCAAAUACCUUUGUCACAUGACACAGAUUACAGCAAUUUAAAAUUUAGUAUUAAAAACAGUUAAAAUAAAUUACAGUCAGCAGAGUACAGUGGUAUCUAAGUUUAAGAACAGCCCUGUUUACGAACGAUUAUAAACUCCGCAAAACUGGAAGUAGUUUGAGAACUUUACCUUGGUCUAAGAACGGAAUCCGAAUGGUGAAAGUGCACCAGUGGUGGGAGGCCUCAUUAAGGAAAGCACACCUCGGUUUAAAAACGGUUUCGGUUUAAGAACGGACUUCCGGAACGGAUUAAGUUCAUAAACCGAGGUACCACUGUAUGUUGUUUGGAGGGAAGUUUUUUGAGGGGGAGGUUCCCCUUGAUAUUAAGACCCAGAGUGGUCAUGCGUUCAAAGAUAAGCUGUAGAACUGCUUUUGACAACCACCUUCUGUCUUUGAAGUAGUUAGACAACACCACUGAAACUAUGAUUGGUACAGGAUGAAACUACCUGUAAUCUAUUUUUUUAUUAACUAAAGAGUGUUUCUCGCUCUCUCUUUUAACACUGGUAGCAAGUUUUGUAGUAGGCUAUCAGCCAGUGAGUGCCUGUGUUAGUUUGACAGACAUGUAAAAAGCUAGACUAGCUUUUCCAACCUGGUGCCUUCAAGAUGUUGUUGACCUCCAACUCCUCAUCAGCCCCAGCUGGCAUGGCCAGUGGUAUGGGGUGAUGGAAGACAUAGUCCAAAACAUCUGGAGGGCGCUACAUUGGAGAAGGCUGUGCUAGAAAUCAGUUCCACUCAGUUUACUUGGAAGCUUCCCCAUUUCAACACACAUGCAUUAUGUAUCAUUUUGCCUCUGUUAAAACACAUUCAAUAGAUAUUGUACACAGUUGUCCAAUAUCCAUGUACAUCAUUGGGAAAACUUCUAAAGGGUUUGUUUUUACACGUAUUUUUAAAAAGCUAAAAAGAUGCAACAUGUUCCCAGCAGAUUUAAAUGUAUUCCUUAAAUGUUCCUUAAAUGUAUUCCUUAAAUGUCUUGCACUUAACUGCCUUUACCAAUGACUACUUUGUAGAUUUCAGUAGCAUUUUAAUAGUUGCUUCUGCUUCCAGAGGAACGGGCACUUGUCUUGUAAACUUCCAAGUUACACCAAACUGUCCAGUAAAGGGGAAAGUAGCAGACUUUUGUAUCAACUUUGGCUGCAAAGUAUGAUCACUGCAUGCGAGAGCUUAAUUUUGAAUUGCCUAGAACUUGAAUCAAGCACAGAUCAAUAUUUAUUAAAGUAUUUAUAUGCUACAGUCUCUGGCGGUAUACUGCAAUAAAACACAAAAAUCAUUAAAAACAGUACAAAACAAUAAUUAAAAUGGCGGGCCAGACUAAAAGAACUCAAACCAAUGCAAAACUUGUCAGUAUAAAAAGAUAUUGAAGAGACACCUAAGAGUCAAAAGUGAGGGUGCUUACCAAAUUUCGGCUGAAGGAGUGUUCCCUAACCUGACUUCUAGUUGAGAUCAGUUGAGCCUAUUUAAAACAGGCUAAACUGUUGGCAUAUAAACCCUUUCAACCAAUUGGCAUUAUGUACUCAAAAAAUAAUAAGAUUUUAAAUACUCAAGCUAAAGUUUCAUCAAGGACAUGUUUCCUUUUCCAAUAAAACCUGGAGUGAGAGAAAGCAAUAUUGCUAGAAAACUUAGAGUGGUUCAUACAUAAGGCCUAUUCAUAGUCCAACAUUAUCUUUGACCCAACUUUCAGCUUGGAAAUAUUGUUGCCUACAAUUUUUAAGCAGAUUCAUUCUUCUAGUUUUGUUUCCCCAGUUUGCCGUUUUUAGUCUGCAUUAUUCCCUGGAAGGGACAGGGAUAUCAAUAAAUGUCAUAGAAGAGGUGUGUUUUUAUAAGUUUUAUUGGGAUGCUUUCAAAAUAUUUGUGCCCUCCACACUAAAAUGUCAUGCAUUAGUGACGCAAGCGUUGAAUAGUGGAGUUCAGAAAUGGCAAAAAUAUUUCUGUGGCAUAGUACUAACCUUAUAUGAAUGAUUCACGUAAAUUAAUAAAGCUCUACCACAUGCUGAAGAGUUGAAAGUUUUUCAUGUGCCGACUUAUUUGGAUAUUGCACAUUGUUUUGUGUAGGCAUGAAGCUGGGACCAGAAGCCUUCAGGUUUGAUGGUGGAGUUGAGGCAAUUGCUACUAGACAGAAUGAAAAAUACUACAUCUUACGGCCUGAAGUUAUCGAAACCUACAUGUAUAUGUGGAGAUUCACUCAUGAUCCAAAGUACCGGCAGUGGGGCUGGGAAGCUGUAGAGGUAAUAUAUUUGUUUGUUUCUUUAAAGGCUUAAUUUUGAAGAAUGUAUUUUAUUUUCACUCAAAAUAAGCUUGCCUAGUAAAAAUUAAUGAUUUUUCUGCCUCAUGUGAAUUUUAUAAUUACCCAAUUCCUUAAAUAAUUCCUCAUUAACAGUGUCCUUAUACAUUGCUUCUAACUCCUUGAUUUUAGUUCCUUAGUGCCCUCCCACCUUGUGCAUUAGCUGGAAAUACUGAUAAAUACUCAGCUUAUGAGUCUUAAACAUACAGGAGGAAAAUAUUAAUCCUUGUGACCCACGUGUGGGGGGUAACUAACAAAAGAAUCCACUGGUUGCCCAGAUUCAAAACAUGGAGCUUUGCACACUCUGUAGCAGAAGAGAGCCCCCAAUAGCAGAGUUUAAAUACACAAUAUCAGCAAUAUCAAUAGGAAUAUAGGUUGGUAGACCCUUUUACAGUGUUCCUCUUUUUCUACCACUCUUGCAAUGAACUGACUACACACUGGUAAGUACAUUUAAAAUACUUUAUUUACAAAAUAUUCCAGAGGUUCCAGAGAUUCUUGCAUUUGUCCAAGCAGCAGCAAGGAGAACAGUGGCAGAACACUCUUGGGUAGAAAAUACAGAAAGCAUCGAACACAUGCUCUAAGCUUGGCGCUUGCUUAGACAAAUCUUCUUGACCAGUUACAUGGCACAGAGAGAGGGAACAGGAAGAGAAGGCUUCACUUCCUCCCACAUCAGAGAAGUGUGACCUGAGUCUAGGAACAAACUUCUCUGUUCUUAACCCCUUCAUGUACUAACCAGCACUCAUGCAUAGUUAUGUUUGACUGCAGUUUCCCACAAAAUAUCCCAGACAGUUCUCCACAAAUCUCCUAUUUCCUUUUGUUUGAAAAAUAACUAUUAAUUCUUUUUUAGUAUCCGUCAGUACCUCACUCUAUUUUAACAUGAAUAUAUUCAGUGUCCAAUUCCUUGGAUUUAUUGGCUGCCGGUCAUGUCAAAAGUGAUCCCAAAGCAAUAUAUAGCAGUUACAUAGCAAAUACCACAGCCAAAUAUAAAGUUCAAUGCAACUGUAAUCAUAAAUAUCAAAACAUGAACAUCAGACAAAUAUUGAAAUGGUAAAACCAUAAUAGUAACAGCAGCUGCAAUCACUCACUGGUGCACUUCUCAGUAGGGCCCCAUCAGCAGAUACCAGGAUAACUUCAAGUAUUUAGGUCCCAAGUCAUACUGUGCCCAGUAGCUUUCAGUAUCUUCGACUUCCAUCAGAAUGGUUGGUGAGCUGGGAAACACAUCAGUACAAUAGGAGCUUUGUCUAGGUGUGGAAUAAAGAGGGUAGUUUUUCCACUCUGCAUGUCCUUCGAGUUCAGGAACUGUAUCCCUUUGAAAAAACUACAGUGUAGGGAAUUUGAGGACUCCAUUUUGAAGUUGUGUGUUAAAUGGCUCAAAAUCAAUGAGACUUUAAAUAGUAAUCAUUAACUGGUCUUAUUGGCUUCAGUUGGGCAGUUGUUUUACAUUUGUUGUGAUGCUGAUGUUUAAUUGUGCUAUUUUAUAUCGUUUAAAUUUUUAACCUUGUGCUAUUAGGUGCCCUGAAGAUGUUUUACAUUAAAGCGCAGGGUGUAAGUUAUAAAAUAUCAAACUCCUCUUUUCCUUUUUUUAAAUUCAGGCAUUGGAAAAAUACUGCAGAGUAGAUGGCGGCUAUUCUGGUGUUAGGGAUGUUUACAGCAACCGUCAAACCCAUGAUGAUGUGCAGCAGAGUUUCUUCCUUUCAGAAACCCUCAAGUAAGCAAUUGAAACCCUUCAGUUUAAAAGUUGAAGAGCUAAGAGUCAUUAAUCUUUGUAUGGGCUGGCGUACAGGGCAAUAGAACAAGAAAGGGGUAUGGGAAUAUGGGGAGUCAGAACCAGGAGAAGCAAGCAGGUUAUCACUAGUGGUCUUUCAAAGACAAGAUGGUUUGUUUACUGAAGUGCCAUAGUAUUUUAAUAGGUGGGAGUGUUGCACAUAAUCUUGGUGUGUGGUGGAGAAAAUGAGUUCUGCUUUUUUUGGGCAAAGAAUUGCGUGGAAAUACUGUUCGGGGCCAGAAUAGAAGUAGGGGACUUCAGGGAAUACUGCUGAUGUCUUCAGCAAGCAUGUCAGUUUAGACAAGGACAAAGAUAUGUAACUGUGACCAGGAACGCCAGGGCUGUGAUCAGGCAGAUUGGUUCCAAGUAAGGGUGAGACUGCGGUCAUUUGGUUCUGUGCCUCUGAAAACUGACAUGUGGGUAGUGUCGGACCUAGGACUUAGGAGAACCAUGGUCAAAUUCCCACUCAGCCUUGAGCAUUGAACCCAUCCCUGUUUCUCCAUUUACCCCCAGUGUUUUAUGAGAAUAGACUGGAGGAGAGAACCAUUUAUGCUGCUAUGAGCUCACUGAAAGAAAGUCAAGAUAUAACCAAAUACUAGCAGAGCAGGUGUGCUAGAAAGUCCUGUGAUUCAAUUCAUAUCAGAUAGAAAUUUGCUUAGUUACCUUGAAUUCUCCAUUUUCUGACCCAACCCUACUUUCUGUAACAUGGGAAUAAUAAAUAUUAUUAGUGAGAAUUUAUGAAAUGUUUUGAACUCUGGCUAUGUGCUAUACAGUGGUACCUCGGGUUAAGUACUUAAUUCGUUCCGGAGGUCCGUUCUUAACCUGAAACUGUUCUUAACCUGAAGCACCAUUUUAGCUAAUGGGGCCUCCUGCUGCCACCGUGCCGCCGGAGCACGAUUUCUGUUAUCAUCCUGAAGCAAAGUUCUUAAUCUGAAGCACUAUUUUUGGGUUAGCGGAGUCUGUAACCUGAAGCAUAUGUAACCCAAGGUACCACUGUAUAAGCUUUACUAUCUGUGGAGCCUGACAGAGAGCAGUUGCCCAGGCAGAUGGAGGGGGCUGAUGGAAAGAGAAGGUUGGCAAACUUUAGUUACAUGCAGUUGUUUCAGUUGCUUUUCUCUAGAAGUCUGAACUUCUCAAGGAAAUGUUAAGGAAGUAAAGGUGCUUCCAAAUCAGGUAGGCGAGACCCUUUCAAAAGUCUCUCGAAGCAAACUUGAACACCUAAGCAUUAAUUCUUAAAUACUAUCUGAAAUGUAGUUCUGUGCAGCAAAGUAAUCUAGUUUUCAUAGUUGAGCAUGGUUUGAUUUAUGAAGGAGUCAUUCCUUUCUGUGUCACAGAGCAAAUUGAGCAGUGGAUUUGGCAAGCUACCCACCUAAAAGGAAUAGUUAACACUGCCUGGACAAAUACUUUAUUACAAAUACUGUGUUCCCAAUAGAUAAUUUGUGAAGGGACAGAAGAAGGCUGUGUGCUCUCAAAGGGGAGGCUCUGGAGCAACUAAGUAUCAUCUGGCAUCUGCGUGAAAACUAUGGAAACUAGAUGGGCCUUUGGUCUGAUCCAUCAGGGCUGAUCUUCGGUAUAUCAUCCCUUCCAGAGGCAACAGGGUCUUUCUAAGCACCAUUUAAGCUUCUGGAGCAUCUGUAUAUUGGAGAUCAAAACUGUCCCAUAGCUGCAUUUCCAUGUUUCCUUAGAGGAAAUCUCUUCAUUCCCCAUGUGUCAUUUUGAGUGCUAAACUGCUUUGCACACACACAAAAAUGUGAGCUUAGAAAAGGAACUAAAAUUUAGUUGCAGUCAGGUGUUUUCCUAGCUAUUCCUUUAUAUUUUGUUUUACUUUAUUUAUAUCCCACCUUGCGUCCAAGGAGCUCAGGUGGCAAUCAUGGUUUUUCCUUGUACCAUUUUAUCCUCGCAACAACCCGGUGAGGUAGUUUAGGCACAGACUGGCCCAAAGUCACAUAAUAAGCUUGAACCCUGUUCUCCCAGGUCCUAGUUCAACUCUAACCACUAUGCCACAUUGAAGAUAUAUUGCACUUUUAUUGAUCUAGGUGUUUUGAGAGAUACAAAUGAUUCUAUUAUUAUUCCUAUGUGAGCCUUCCAGUUUUGUAGUUUGUUAAAUAUCCUUUUCUUUUUGCCAGGUAUCUAUAUUUAUUAUUUUCUGAAGAUGAUCUUCUACCAUUUGAACAUUGGGUCUUUAACACUGAGGCACACCCUCUACCAGUUCUGAAAAAAGAAGAGGAGGAAAAAAGAAAAAGCCAAUAAAAUAAUGCUGAAUUCUGUUUGGGGCACACAAUGUAGUAAUUAAAAUUCCAUCAUUUUUUAGUUUUGAACCAAUUUUUUGCAGUCUGGUGUCUACCCGUACAAUAUUUAACAAGGGACCUAAAGUAAUUAAUUAUAAUUAAACAUAUUUAUCUUUUGACAGGAAUUGUAACUUGUCAUCUCUAGAUUUUGUUAGGCUGCAGUAUGCAUCUGGCCAAAUAGAAUACAGAGGUCAGCAUGUUACUUGUUUUCCAUUUUGUUUUUGACUGCAAAAUCCUUUCCUCCUCUGUGAGGAGAUGUCUGCUUUAAGCUGUAAUACUUUGCUGUGUUGCAAAAAGCCAUAAAGAAUUAAGUAUGAAGAGCUUUUUCUUUUUUAAUAUAUGUUAAUGUGGUUUGUCUAUUACUAGAGACAAAUCUGACUGUGACAGCCUCUUCUUAUGCGGGUCUAUCAUUAAUUGGUAAUUUGAAUACUUUAGAAGGUGUUCUGUUCAUAAGAAUAGUUUCAUCUCAUCUGUGUGCACUAUUAUUUUAAACUGUGGCUUUUCUUGAUAGGCAAAGUCCAGAUGUUGAAACCCUUAUCUAAUAACAAUUUUAGAACAUAACUGCAAAUCAACUUAAAUACAAGUAAAUUUAGGGCCCUUUUUCUUUUCCUGUAUUUGGUUUCACAAGCAGCCACCACACCAAGAGCAUAGUAGCUGCCAUCUGAACUUACCCUUAUCUACAACAAUUUGAGACUGCAAUUCUCAAAACCUUCUGUUACUGCAAAGUUUCAGCAUGAUUUGCAUUUGAAGGCACAACCUGGUUUCUCCUGAAACUUGUAAUUUCUUAUGAGAAAUGGGUUGAUCUGUGAAAUCCUUUGUGUUAAGCCUUAGCCCACUUAGAGACUAGGACUGGCUAGUGUUGCAAGUAUGUUGAUUGCCAUUUCAGACAUCCCACUGUGUGACACUUGGUAGAUACCAGGAACAAUGCUGUGGAAGUAGGAAGAGAAGGUGCUAUGCUUUAGAAAUCCACAUUUCAGCUUUCAUUCACAUUUGAGAGAUGGAAACAAACCACUACUGCUUUAAAUGCUUUGCUUUAAAAAAGAUUCUACUCUGUACUCAUAUUAAUCAGUGUUAAUCAAAGUGACAGAAAUGGAAUGUUGGUUGAGACAGCCCAAUUUUUUUUCAAUAACUGUGGUUAGUAGUCUAAUCAGAGGAUGAAACAGCACUGCUUUUUCCAGUUUACCAGUUGGGAUGCCUUUCUGAGCAGAAUAGCCUUUAAUUAGUGAUUAAUAUAGUAAAGCUACUUGGCCACAUAGGUGCCUGUGAUUUAACAGGUCAACACUGUUAUUCUAAUCUAUUGCAAACCUUUUUAUGCUAAGAAAUAUGAGAACCACAGAUUUGAUUCAACACAGGUAACUCCUUGGUAGCUGAAGGACUUUUUGGAAUGGUGCAUAAAAUGAGUGAUGCACAGAUUAAAAAAACCUGGAGAUAAUCUGCAUCAGUUUUUGUGCUGAUGAACAGCUUUACACAAUUCUAACUUUCAAUAUAAUAGAUUUACCCAGGGCUAUGCCACAGCAUUUGUGAAGACCAUAGGAAUGAAAUCUCUUAUAUUUCGAUCUAGUAGAAUAGUGAGAGAACACAAGCAAUAAUUCCCCCCCAAAUUUAAGUAUGAUUCCUCUUUCUGUGCCUCUCCGUGCUACAUUCAUUCCUACUAACCCAUCCCAAUUUUUUUUAAAAAAAAAUAUUCUAAGAUCAGGCAUGGCAGCUGAAGAAUCAAAGGAAACCAUGCGAGUUGCUGGCACACAUGAAUCUCUGGUUAUUACAAAUGAGUUGGCUAGCAAAUUUUCUUACACUAAAACUUGAUUAUUAUUCAAGACUGAUGUUCAAGUAAUUGGAUAUGGUGUUGUUGUAUGGAUUUUUAAGCCAUCACAAGAACCACUAUAAUAAAGUAUAAUAAUGAAAAUAAAAGCAUUUUUUUCCUUUAUUUAACUAGAAUCGGUGUCACAUUUCUGAUUCUGGACUUCUGCUAACAUCUUUACCGUCCAGAAAAUCAGUUAGACAAAUUAAAAGAAGCCUUUCAUAUGCUGUGCUCUUCUGCUAUGUGUCUGUGUGCGUAAUUCUUUACUCAUUUAUGUGAAACAUUAAUUCAGAUGUUAUUCACGUUAAACAUUUUUAUUUGAAAAUAGUUGGAUAGCCUGAUGUAUAGAAAAUCAAUACUGUGGUAAAUCUAAACAUUAUUUACUAUCUGUUAUGAGAAACUUCAUAUUUUAUCCUUCCCCCCCCCCCCUUUUGAAGGAAUGAAGGGGAAAGGAGCUUCUGGUUUAUUUCUAGCUCACAGGCGAUAAUGCAUUUUUCAAACUACAAAGAACAUCCUAUUGUAUCACCCAAAGCACUAUUGUGUGUAUAUUCAAAGUCUAAAUGCAGAAUGGAAUUAAAUUCGCUAAUUUUUUUAAGCAAAUAGUGGUGGCUUUUGCCAUAUAAAGAAAAUAUAUGCAACACACAAGCAAGAGGACAGGAUCAAAAUAUACUCAGCCAUACAGGUGUUCUCAUCUGGUAACUUGGAAUGCUGUAAGUCUGCUGAUGUUGACUGGCAGACCUCUGUUUUUAAGGUUAAUUGGUUCUUCAAAACCUAAAAUGGAAAAGCAAAUGCAAGACAUCAAUUAAAUGUAGGGCUGCAGAGUCACCAAAUUUUUGAAAGUUGCUAACUGUGUAAGGUUUUUUUUUAUUUUUAAUGAUCUUUUUAAAUGAUUUCCCAAGCUUAAGUUACAGGUUCAAUGGAAGAAUCCCUCUUACUUUCUGUGGAAGCUAGUGUCAGUGGGCAAAUUCUCCCACAGAGGCAUAGUAGUAGAAUGUGAAUUAUCCCAUUUGAGAUCCUGUAUGAGGAAUAAACGUUAGAACCAUAAGCAGAGGGAGUCUUCUAAGACUGAGCCAAUAAAAAUGGCAGUGAUCUUGGAUUACCUAGUAUGGUUUUCAGUUUUCUAAUAUAGUAUUCCAUUUCUGCCUUCUGACUGAAGUCCUGCCAGCCUCCAUUUUAAACAGGCUGCCUUGUAGAGUUACACGCCCUUUUUUUGUGCCAAUUGAUUGCUUCUCCUCUUCACAUAUAAAUCUGGAUCAUUUUGUUUAAAAAAUGUUCUGUAGAUAUAUAAUCUGCUAUGUACAGCUAAGAGAAAUUGUCCUGAUUUUCAAAGGCCACAAUCCAGAUAGUAUUUUCUGUUCAGUUUAAUAAGCUUUUAAACAUUCCAAGAGACGGCAUCAUUGAACUUAAGUAGCCCUUUGUAACUUGCUUUUCUGGGCUUUCAGCAAAUGCUCAUACAUAGAAGUAUUGUCUGGUUAAGCAAAGCUCAGUAAACCCUAUAGCCCUCAAACUGUGUAAUGCCAUAUGUAGUGAAUUGUUAAAAAUAAUAUUCAGUCCAACCCCAUAUUCUAGGCAGGAUACACCACACCUUAAGCAUCCUGUUUCUCAAAAAUGUCCUGAUAGAACCCUUUAAAGGGAAUCAUUUUUCCAACACACUCUAACAGUAGUAUUUUGUCAGUGGUUCAGUUCCAGUUGGCAUCUUUUAUUGCCUAAUGCAGGCAUAGGCAAACUCGGCCUUCCAGAUGUUUUGGGAGUACAACUCCCAUCAUCCCUGACAUCUGGUCCUGUUAGCAAGGGAUGGUGGGAGUUGUAGUCUCCAAACAUCUGGAGGGCCAAGUCUCCCUAUGCCUGGUCUAAUGCAUAGAUUUCUCCCCUAUUUGUUGCCAAUCUUCCAGUGUGGACCUCAUCAAAACCCACUGGUGCCAUUUUGAGGGAACCUGGCCAAAUGUGUGAAAUGGUUACUGUGCGUCUGUGAAACUUUUUUUUUGUCAGUCACUAUAAACAGAGUGGAAAUAGAAAUUUAUAAAUGCAGCAGGAAUUGUACUGGAUAUUUCUUAUUUUCCUCUUGCAGGCAAUUUAGUGAUUAUUUCACCAGGUUUAUUUUCCCUAAUGUAUUUGACACAAGUGUUUUGAUCAGUUACAUAUUUCUCUUUAUGGGAAGUUGUGAUUAUGGUAGUUUUUUGUUCAUUGGUCUUAUUAUUUGAAAGAGCACAAUGUUUCUAUAACAUACAGUAAUCAGGUUGUAUGUACAAGCUGCACUAUAAUGUACCUUUUUUGUAAAGUGAUGUAAGUAGACAAGAAGAUUGUAUCUCCCUGUAGAACUGCAAAGUGUAAGAGAAACAUGUUUUUAUAUCUUCAAAGCAGUAAAUUAUGUUAACACAAAACACCAAAGUAUAAAACUUCAGAGUGAUCACCAUUUAAAAAGUUGUAGCUACAGUCCUGAAAUUAUUUACAGUGGUGUAAAUAGCUUCAGAAUUAACUUUUAGUAUUUCCUAGAAAUUGUCACACAAUCAAGCUGGAAAUAACACUGUGUUUACAUUCAGUAGGAGUAACUAUGGGUGACUGAGCUAAUGCUGACCACUGUAUAUGUAAUUUAAGGCAAUUUUUAACUUUUUUAAAGUGUCUCUUCCUGUUUCAACAGUGUCUAAAUUUACAUUGCUCUUCAGCAUAUCACACUGCAGUUGUUUAAAUAUAUAUUAAAUCCUGAGAAAUGCGAAUUUAAAGUCCAUGUUUGUUUAUAUGACAGCUCUAUGAUACCCAGUGACACCUUGUUGAUUCAGUAAACUUGUGUGGUCAUAUUGUGUAUUUUUUUAAUUAUUAUUUCUGCAUAUCCCACUUAGUUUUCUUCCACCUUUAUAGAAAUCUCUGAAGUUAUAAGAGAACAAAAUGCUUACUUUUUAAGAACUAUAUUUGUAAAACAAAACAAAAAAAAUCUAUUGUGAAUAAAGUCUUUUAAUACAGCCUCUUA
Messenger RNA from Podarcis lilfordi (Lilford's wall lizard), 52421 nucleotides. Lineage: Eukaryota; Metazoa; Chordata; Lepidosauria; Squamata; Lacertidae. The record is from the annotation of a GenBank genome assembly.